Anopheles arabiensis is the source of this 45875-nucleotide messenger RNA. RefSeq lists its product as uncharacterized. Gene Ontology annotation, cellular component: extracellular region. Lineage: Eukaryota; Metazoa; Arthropoda; Insecta; Diptera; Culicidae. The record is from RefSeq and is a predicted model, not a curated record. Gene Ontology annotation, molecular function: calcium ion binding; peptidase inhibitor activity.
AUCAGUCUUGCUUGAGACUUGGAGUGAACUGGAAGUGUUUCCCUCUAGUUUGUAGUGGAGUGGCCGUAAAGUAAAAAAAAGGAAGAAAAAAAGCAAAGCGCUGCAGAGCCUUGGGCAGAGCAAGAGCACCUAGUUGGCUAGAGUUGGAAGCUCCCUUGGACAGGGUGUGGAAAACAGUGAGCAACAUUUGGCUGUAAGCAAACCGACACAAAGUGCAAAGGUGUGCGCGGGAUUUGAUGCUGUACGAAAGUAUAUGAUCAAGCUGUGAAUCGUGUUGAAAGUGUAAUAAGCGUGAUUUUUUGAAAGCCUAUUCGCGGUGAAAAUAAAAUUGGUGCGAGAUUUCUUAGAAUCUUACAAAACAGUGUAUUUUCUUCACCGUGUUGCGGUGUUGGAUAAAGCGAAAGGAAAAGAUUUUUGUCUGUGCUCGUUACAAUCCAGUGCAGCAAAGGUGCACGAUUCUGAAUAAAACAGCAAGUGAAGCUUAGUGUCAAAGUGGUGCGCGCGAUACAGCGUUGUAACGCAGGUUGAUAGUAAAGCGUUAGCGCUUGGGUUAAAACAGCUCGAAAGCGCUGCGGUGCCGUAUUGGAAAGUUGGAACAUAUCGCUGUCGAUCGCGAUCGGAUUGCUUUUGCGGAUACUGUGCCGUUUUACUGUGGAUACAAUAUCGCUGCUGACUGUUGAGCAACCGCAGUAAAUCGUUUCGUGACCAGAGGAGCAACGAAUCAAACCGAAUCUUCUCCUUUCCGGUUGCCUUCGUUGACGGCAACAAGCAGCCAUGGUGAAAAAUGAUGCAAACGCUUAGGAAACAUUCAUCAAUAUUGGCAAAAAUGAAAAUAUUUUUGCCACUAGUGGUGUGGAUAAUUCUUCUGUUUCGAACGACAAACGCACAACUCUCAGCGUCGCGUAAGCACGUGGGAAUCUUUGGUCUGAAACACGAAGUGUUUUUUCUCAACCUUGAAGAUGGCUACUUCGGUUGCCAGGUCAACGAAUCGACAGACUAUCUGCAGCUGUACGAGCUGUCCAAACUUUGUGAUGGUACAUCGGAUUGCUACAUGGGCUCCGAUGAACUUAGAAAUAAGUUAAAGUGUACAAAUGAUUGUGAUAAAGAUGGCACCGCUUGCUCGAAUGGAGUGUGCUUAGACGGCCAAUGCCACUGCAAUGAUGGUUUUGGUGGUUGUAACUGCCAAGUUCCGGAUGAAAACGAAUGUAAAUAUCGACCCUGUGACGUUUUCGCCCAUUGUACAAACACCCUCGGCAGCUUCACCUGUACGUGCUUUCCUGGCUAUCAAGGCGACGGUCUUCAUUGUGAAGAUAUCGACGAGUGUCAGGAUCCAAACAUCGCACAGCGGUGUGUUGAGAAUGCCGAAUGUUGCAACCUACCAGCUCACUUUGUGUGCAAAUGCAAACCCGGCUUCGAAGGCGACGGUGAAGAGCGAUGUGCAGAUAUCAAUGAAUGCUUGGAUCCGCAAGCGUGUGGCCUGAACGCGGAAUGCGUCAACCUGCCCGGCAACUACACCUGCCAGUGCAGGGAGGGCUACUACGGCGAUCCGUACAACGGGUGCGUCGAUGUGGAUGAGUGCGUUCAGCCCGGCGUUUGCGGACCAGGUGCCAUAUGUACGAACCUUGAGGGUGGUUAUCGCUGCGACUGCCCGCAAGGAUUCGAUGGAGAUGCACGCUCGGCUCAGGGAUGUUUGGAUUACGAUGAGUGCGCACGUUCACCGUGCGGCCGGAAUGCGCUUUGCCGCAAUGAGGUGGGCAGCUUCCGGUGCGAAUGUCAACAGGGCUUUUCAGGCGAUCCGAUGACGGACUGUCAAGACGUGGACGAGUGUUCCGGUAAUCCGUGCGCGGAGGGUGCGAUUUGCAUUAACACGCCCGGCGGCUACCGGUGCAAAUGUCCGCCCGGAUUGGUGGCCUCGGACGACGGUCAGUGCACGGACGUCAACGAAUGUGCGAAGGCGCAUGCUUGCGGUGAAAAUGCCAAGUGCAUCAACUUUCCCGGAUCCUACAAAUGCUUGUGUCCGCAGGGAUACGAGGGACGCGGUGAAUUGUUCUGCAAAAAUGUAAACGAAUGCCUUGAUAAUCCAUGCGGGGAAAAUGCGCUAUGCACGGACACGGUGGGAAGCUUUAUCUGCUCAUGCAAACCAGAAUACACCGGCGACCCGUUCCGGGGCUGCGUCGAUAUAGACGAGUGCAGCGCGUACGAGAAGCCGUGCGGCGAGCACGCGAUCUGCGAGAACGCGUCGCCCGGGUACAACUGUCUCUGCCCGCAAGGGUACGUGGGUCGGCCGAACGCGAAAGUGGCCUGCGAACAGGCGGACGUGAACGUGCUGUGCACGACCGCCUUCGACUGCACCAACAAUGCGGAGUGCAUCGAGGGUCAGUGCUUCUGUCAGGACGGGUUCGAGCCGCAGGGCUCGGUGUGUGUCGACGUGGAUGAGUGUCGAAGUGGCGCGGGGGGCUUGCGCAAGGAGCCCGCCUGCGGACCGUCGGCGGUGUGCGUGAACACGCCCGGCUCGUACCGGUGCGAGUGUGAGGCGGGCUUCAUCGGAACGCCGCCCCGAGUGCCGUGCAAACCGCCCUGUGCGGACGUGAAGUGUGGUAAGAACGCGUACUGCAAGGCGGAGGGCCAGGAAGCGUUCUGCAUCUGCGAGGAGGGGUGGACGUUCAACCCGGCCGACAUUGGGGCCGGCUGCGUCGACAUUGACGAGUGUGAUCCGGCCCAGGGUCCGAACGGGCGGUGCGGCUUGAACGCAGUCUGCACGAACCACCCGGGCAGCUACAGCUGUACCUGCCCGCCCGGGUAUACGGGCGAUGCGACACGCCAGUGCCAGGAUGUGGACGAGUGUGCCCGCCCCGGUGCGUGCGGCACGAACGCGCUCUGCAAGAACCUCGACGGAUCGCAUCAGUGCAGCUGUCCGGCGGGCUCGAUUGCCGAUCCGGAUCCGAGUGUGCGGUGUAUCAGUGUGGUUGCCUGUGCGAAGGACGCGGACUGUCCGGGCAAUGCGGUGUGCGAUCGGCAGAAGCGCUGUCUGUGUCCGGAGCCGAACGUUGGCAAUGACUGUCGCCAUCCGUGCGAGAAGGUGACCUGUGGGCCGAACGCGCACUGUAUGCUGGUGCCGGGCGGAGGCGCCCAAUGUCUGUGCAGUGAGGGUUUCACCGGCCAACCGGGUCAGUGCGUGGACAUCAACGAGUGUGGAGCCAACCCGUGUCCGAGUGGAGCGGUGUGUACGAAUCUCCCCGGCGGUUACACCUGUCAGUGUCCGGGCGGAAGCUCGGGCGAUCCGUACUCGGGCGGCUGCUCCAAGUCCGCCCUGAACGCGUGUGGCGAGAGCAACCCCUGCCCGGCGGGGGAGAAGUGUGUGCAGGACGCGUACAGCGGCAAUAGUGUGUGCAUCUGCGGGCAGGGCUACAAGCGCGACUCGAAGGGGCGCUGUCGCGAUGUGGACGAGUGUGCGGACGACAGCGGCAAGACGGCGUGCGGUGUGAACGCGUUCUGCAAAAACCUGCCCGGCAGCUACGAGUGCCGGUGUCCGGCCGGGUUCAAUGGCAAUCCGUACCAGUCGUGCGACGAGUGCCACAGUGCGGAGUGUCGCUGUGCAGCGCCGUACAAGCUGAUGGAGGGCAACUGCGUGCUGGACAGCUGCUCGCCGGACGGCAAGUGUCCGGGCGGCGCGGAAUGCAUCACGAUUACGGGCGGCGUUAGCUACUGCGCCUGCCCGAAAGGGUUCCGCACGCUAGCGAACGGCCACUGCGAGGACAUUGACGAGUGUGGCGAGGGGCAGCAGGUGUGCGGGUACGACGCGAUCUGUCUGAACACGAUCGGUGGCUUCGAGUGCAAGUGCCCGCUCGGCUACUCGGGCGAUCCGUACCAUGGGCUGUGCACGCUGGCGCAAAAGCGGUGCGCCUCGGACCGGGAGUGCGGUGCGAACGAGCGGUGCGUCCAGCCGGGCGAGUGUGUCUGCCCGCCGCCGUACUAUAUGGACGCGUACGAUGGCAACCGGUGCAAGAGCCCGUGCGAGCGGUUCCCGUGCGGCAUGAAUGCGCGCUGCACGCCGUCCGAUCCGCCCCAGUGCAUGUGCGAGGUCGGGUUCAAGGGCGACCCGCUGACCGGCUGUAUCGACGAGGACGAGUGUGCCAACAGUCCGUGCGCGUACGGUGCGCAGUGCGUGAACCAGCGUGGCGGCUACAAGUGCGUCUGCCCGGCCGGGAUGGUGGGUGACGCGUACAAGGGCGGCUGCAUACUGGAGCAGGGCGCGGUCAAGAGCCAGUGCCGGCGGAACGAGGACUGCGCGGAUACGCUGGCCUGCGAGCGGGGCACUUGCGUGAGUCCGUGCGCGAGCCUGCUGUGCGGACCGAACGCGUUCUGCGAACCGGAGAAGCAUGCGGCCUGGUGCCGGUGUCGGGCCGGUUUCGUCGAGGGCCCGGGUGGAGACUGUGUAUCACAAUGCGAAGGGUACAUGUGUGGCCAGGGAGCGAUGUGCAUUGUUUCCAACACCGGACCGACCUGCAAAUGUCCGCCGGGAGAGAUGGGAAACCCGUUCCCGGGCGGUGCCUGCACCACGGACCAAUGCUCCACCAGCAGACCGUGUGCAGAUCCGCAGGUUUGCAUUAACGGACGCUGCAAGCACAAGUGCGACGGGGUGAUCUGUGGCAUCGGAGCCACCUGCGACGCUGCCAGCGGGAAAUGCAUAUGCGAGCCGUACUUCGUCGGCAAUCCGGAGCUGAUUUGCAUGCCACCUGUCUCAUCGCCUGCCUGUGAACCUUCGUGCGGCCAGAACGCACACUGCGAGUAUGGCGUCGUGCAGAACGUGUGUGUGUGCAACCCCGGCACGACCGGCAAUCCGUACGGGCUGUGCGAGCCGCAGCAGCGCAACAUGUGCAGCCGGAUGCGGUGCGGAACGAACGCCGAGUGCCGCGAGUCACUCGCUUCGGUGGAGUGCGUUUGUCCUGGCGGGUUCAGCGGCAACCCGUACGUGGCGUGCCGCGACGUGGACGAAUGUUCGGCGGUCGGUGUGUGCGGCGAGGGCGCGAUUUGCAUAAACUCGGAGGGCAGCUUUGACUGCCGUUGCCGGCCCGGGUACGGCGGCAAUCCGUUCGUGAUGUGUUCCGCGAUCGAGAAAACGGUUUGCACCAAUCCACGCCAGUGUCAGUGCGGCGCGAACAUGCAGUGUCCGCCCGGGUACGGUUGCGUGCGUGGCGUGUGCAACAAUCUGUGCGCCAACACGACCUGCGGUCCACGGGCGGCCUGCGACGCGGGACGAUGCGUCUGUCCGCCCGGGUACACGGGCAAUGCGGCCGACCGCAAGACCGGCUGCGUGCCGGACGGCCAGUGCGACAGUGAUGCGGACUGCGAAGCGUCCAAGAUUUGCUUCCAAACGAGCAAAGGCGUGCGACGGUGUGUGGAUGCGUGCAGCAAGGUGCAGUGCGGCCCGAACGCGCUCUGCGUGUCGAACGAUCAUCGCAGCACGUGCAUCUGCGCACCGAGCUAUGUGGGCAAUCCGGGCGACCUGACGGUGGGCUGCCAGCAGGAGGCGAAGCUGGUGGCGGAGUGUAAAACCGACGGCGACUGCAAGCCGGGCCACGUGUGCACGGCUGUGACGGAGACCGGACACCAGGCGUGCGUCAAUCCGUGCAGUGCGGUAGAGUGUGGCGUGCACGAGGUGUGCACGGUCAAUGAGGUCAAUCAACCGGUCUGCCACUGUCAGAGCGGGUACCGCUGGAAUCCCGUUACCUCGGGGUGUGUGAAGCCCUCGAUCCCGGACUGUACGGCGGACGCGGACUGCCAUCAGGUUGCAGCCUGCCGGCCGGAUGCCGUGGGCGUGCUGAAGUGCAUUGCCGUGUGUACGGAGUUCACCUGCCCGCCGAACUCGGUGUGCGUGUCGUCCAAUCAUCGCGGCAGCUGCCAGUGUCUGCCAGGCUACACGGGCAACCCGAACGACCGCAAUGGCUGCCGUCCCGAGCAGCAGAAUACCUGCCUCACCAGUGCGGAGUGCGCAGAGUCGGACGCGUGCGUUGCGCACGACGGUGCGGCCCUGUUCUGCCGACCGGCCUGUGAGAGUGUGCAGUGUGGCCCGUACGCACUGUGCGUCACCAACAAUCAUGCCGCGCAGUGCCAGUGUCCGCCGGGCUCGUACGCUGGCGAUCCGUACGACCUGGCGAAGGGAUGCCAGUCGGUGCCGUGCGUCUACAACCGGGACUGCCCCUCGAACCAGCUGUGCAAUCGCAUGACGCACAGCUGCGUGGACGUGUGUCAGGAGGAUACGUGCGGCGAGAAUGCGGUGUGCAUCGCGGAAAACCACCGCUCCGUGUGCCAGUGUCCGCCGGGCUAUCGGGCGAACCCGAUUGCCGAGGUCGAAUGUGCGCAGGUGCGAUCGUGCGAUCCGAACCCGUGCCAUCCGACCGCUUCCUGCGAGCCGGGCCCGGAUGGGUACGUGUGCAAGUGUCCGGUAGGACAGAUCGGAAACCCUUUGACGGGAUGCCGACAGGAAGGGGCCUGUCCCGGGGGAGAUCGCGACUGUCCGGACGGUGCGGCCUGCGUGAACGGGAAGUGUACCGAUCCGUGUCUGGGUGCGUGCGGCAUCAACUCGCAGUGCACGGUCGUCAAUCGGGAGCCGGUGUGUAGCUGCAAGGCGAAGUACGUCCCCGGCGCGACGGGAUCGGCACGAGACGGUUGUGUCCGAUCAAGCAGUGGCUGUAUGAGCGAUCUCGACUGCAACGGAGACGUGUGUCACGGUGGCCAGUGUGCGGUUGCGUGCCGCAACACCAACGACUGCUCGCCGGGCGAGCGCUGUCUUAGCAACGUUUGCGCCGUGCCCUGUUCCGAUCACAGCCAGUGCGGCCAGGGGCAAGCGUGCGCCGGUGGCAUCUGUACGAUCGGGUGCCGCAGCAGCCGCGACUGCAGCGGAACGACGGCCUGCAUUGACUUCAAGUGUACCGACCCGUGCACGGCGGACAGGAAUGCGUGCGGACCGAACGCGCUCUGCUCGGCGGUAGAUCACGUGCCCCAGUGCACCUGUCCGGCCGGGUUCGAGGGCAAUCCAUCGCCCGACCAGGGCUGCGUGCGGAUGCCGACGAGCUGCGAAACAUCGGCACAGUGUGCCGCGGGCCACAUGUGCAUCGGCAAUCUGUGCAGUUUGCCCUGCUCCGAGACGUCGCCAUCCUGUGCGAUUGGAGAGCGGUGCGCUAACAGCGUUUGUGCGAAGGUUUGCUACACCAACAACAACUGUCUGCCCGGCGAGGUAUGCAGCGAGGCGGGUGUGUGCGUGCCAGGAUGCGGAACCGACGCCGACUGCCCAUCGCAGCGCGUUUGCCAGGCGGGCAAGUGCAAGUGCAUGAAGGGCUUCAUCGGGACGCCGUUCGGAUGCACCGAUAUUGAUGAGUGUUCCGAGCGGCCGUGCCAUGCGAGUGCGGUCUGCGAGAACAUUCCCGGCUCCUAUCGCUGCCAGUGUCCCGAGGGAGCGGUUGGGGACGCUUACGCCAGUCCGGGCUGCCGCAAGCCGAGCCAGUGUCGCCGGGAUGUCGACUGUGCGGACGAGCUGGCCUGCAUCGGAGGCAAAUGCCGCAGCCCGUGCAGCACGAAGCAGUGCAGCCGGAAUGCGGAGUGCCAGGUGGUGGGCCACCGGGCGGAAUGCUUCUGUCCGGCGGGAUACCUUGGCGAUGCGACGGACGGGGAGAUCGGCGGCAUCGGCUGCUUCAAGGUGGAGUGCGUGCACAACGAGGACUGCGGAGUGGAGCGGGCCUGCAGCGAGGAGUCGAACCGCUGCGUCAACCCCUGCGAGCAGCUCAACUGUGGCCGGGGAACGUGCCAGAUCCAGAACCAUGAGGCGGUGUGCGUUUGCUACCAGGGCUACACGUUCGCCAACGGCAAGUGUGAAGACAUCGACGAGUGCGCGCGCGAAUCCCCUGGCCCAUGCCACGAAACGGCACUGUGCGAGAAUUUGCCGGGCAAUUAUCUGUGCUCCUGUCCGGCCGGGCUGGUGGGCGACCCGGUAACUGCCGGCUGCAAGCGGGCCGAUGAAUGUCUGUCGAGCGAAGACUGCCCGAGCGGUGCAGUGUGUGUGGACGCCCAUUGCCAAAACCCGUGUGCCGAGGCGAAUGUGUGCGGCGAGAACGCACUGUGCACGGUGGUCGGCGAGCGGCCCCAGUGUGAGUGUCCCCCAGCGACCCGGGGCAAUCCCAAGGUUGCCUGCAAGCGGCUCGAGUGUACCACGGCGGACGAGUGUACGGCGGAUCGAACGUGCAUUGGCAAUCGCUGCAUCGAUCCGUGCUCGCUCAAGAGUGCGUGCGGCAGCAGUGCGAACUGCGUGUCGAAAAACCAUCUGGCCGUGUGCUCCUGUCAGCCGGGCACGACUGGCAAUCCGCUGCUGGGAUGUGUGCCGCUGCAGUACUGCAACGACGACCCGCAGUGCCCGACCGGCACGAAGUGUAGCGCUGGGGUGUGCUGCUCGCUGUGCGGCACCAACCGUGACUGUCUGGACGAUCAGCUGUGCAUACAGGGCGUGUGCCAGCCGACCUGUCGCUCCAACACCACCUGUCCUGACUUCCAGUACUGCCACAACGGCAUCUGCACGAAGGAGUUCAAAUGCCGGGCGGACGACGAUUGCGGCGCGGACGAGAUGUGCAUCACGGACGCGAAUGGAAGGUCGGAGUGUCGCAAUGCGUGCAACAGUGGGCGCGUCCUGUGCGGCCGCAAUGCCGACUGCAGCGCACGCAACCAUGUGGCGGAAUGCGAGUGCAAGCAGGGCUUCUACCGGGAUGCGGGCGGCAUCUGCCGCAAAGUGGAGUGCGAGCGCGAUGACGACUGCUCCUCGGACAAGGUGUGCGAGAACCACGCGUGCAAGAUCGCCUGCCUGACGGGCGAGGCCCCCUGCGGCGCCAAUGCGCUCUGUUCGGCCGAAAACCACCGCCAGGUGUGCUACUGUCAGCCGGGCUUCACCGGCGACCCGAAGCGCGGCUGCUCGCUGAUCGACUUCUGCAAGGAGCGACCGUGCGCACCGAACGCCAAGUGUCGCAACAGCCGAGGCUCGUACCGGUGCUCGUGCCCGGCCGGGCUGGUGGGGGAUCCGUAUCAGGGCGGCUGCAAGCGUGCGGCCGAAUGCGAGCGGAACAGUGACUGCCCGGAGGUGGCCGAAUGUGUGCAGGAGAACGGUGAAUCGAAGUGUCGCGAUGUUUGUGCCGGUGUUCAGUGUGGCCCGAACGCGGAGUGUGCCGCCCGGAAGCAUAAUGCGGAGUGCAAGUGCCGGUCGCGGUUCGAGGGCGAUCCGAAGGAUCUGACCAAUGGCUGCAAGCCGAAACCGAUGUCUUGCAAGCGCAAUAAUGACUGUCCGGAGAACUCGUACUGUCACGGGCAGAUCUGCAAACCGGCCUGCUCUGAAACGGACGAAUGUAACCAGGACGAGGUUUGCUCGAACGGGCAGUGCGUUAACCCGUGCCACGAGUUGAACGCCUGCGGUAUGAAUGCCGAAUGUUUGAUGGGAGCGCAUGCAAAGCAGUGCUCGUGUCCGGCAGGCUUCACCGGCGACGCAGCCGUCGAGUGUGUGCGAGUUCCGAUAUCGUGCGCGUCCAAUACGGACUGUACGGAUGGCAGCAUCUGCAAGGAGUCGAUGUGUUUGCCACGAUGCAAAAACGAUCAGGAGUGUGCACUGAACGAGAAAUGUCUGCAGGGUAGCUGUAUGCUGACGUGUCGUUUGGAUAACGAUUGCUUCCUGGGACACAUAUGUCUGGCGGGGCGAUGCGUUUACGGCUGUCACGCCGACAGUGACUGCAGUGCUAGCGAAACCUGCCGCGACAACCGAUGCGUCAACCCGUGCCAGGAAAAUCCUUGCGGACCGAAUGCCGCGUGCACCGUGGUGAACCAUCGGGCCAGCUGCUCCUGCUUCAGUGGCAUGGUGCCCAGCCCGACCGCAAAGGUAGGCUGCGUGCGAGCUCCGGCCCUACAGUGUACGGAGAAUCGUGACUGUGCCGACGGUACGUCCUGCAUCGACCGGCUUUGCCGGCCAGUGUGUGCGAACGAUCAAAGCUGCCUGAACAACGAACGCUGCGAUGGCGGUUCGUGCAAGCCGAUCUGCCGCAAGGAUGACGAUUGCCGUACGGGGGAGAUCUGCCAAGGUCAAACGUGUAUGAUCGGUUGCCGAUCGGACGGCGGAUGUGCGGACCAUUUGACGUGCAGCGGGCAGCAGUGCGUUGAUCCGUGUCAGGAACCGACGGCCUGUGGCACGAACGCCGAGUGUGUGGUCGUGGGACACAGGAAGCAGUGCAGCUGCCCGGCCGGUUUGGUGGGCGAUCCGUUCAGCUUGGGCUGCCGGCAGGAGACGCGCCUCUGUCAGGCGCGCACCGACUGUCCGAAGGGGCAGGCAUGCUACGGCGGUACCUGCAUGCAGACGUGCCGCAACGAUCAGAACUGUUUGGCCGACGAGCGGUGCGUUCGGGGAACGUGCCGAACGGUGUGCAACAGCGAUGCGGCCUGUGGCAAUGGAUUGAUCUGCGAGGGACGCAUCUGUCAGGCAGGGUGUCGAUCGGACAACCAGUGCAGCAACACGCAGGCCUGCAUCAACAAGAAGUGUACGGAUCCGUGCGCAACGCUUGGCCAGUGUGGCUCGUGCUCGGAGUGCAAGGUAAUCGAUCACGGUGUGCAGUGUAGCUGCCCGCAGGGAUACCUGGGCAAUCCGCUGCUGUCGUGCAGUCCGCCGGCAGAAAAGUGCAACGCGCAAUGUACCUGUGACGAGGACGGUAUGUACUGCGUGAAGGCCUGCCGCCAGCAGAAGGACUGCGGAUGUGGACAAACCUGCCACCGGGGCAAGUGCCGCAGCAAAUGCAACCCGGGCAACUGCCCGGCGGGACUACUCUGUCAGAAUGGGGCCUGUGUGGCGGGCUGUCGAACGAACGCCGACUGCCCCAGCGAGCGGUCCUGCACCAACGGCAAGUGUGUGGAUCCGUGUGCCGGUGGUAGAGCGUGCGGCAAGAAUGCGCUCUGCCAGGUGUCGGACCAUCGUUCGCUUUGCCUGUGCCCCGACGGUUUCCAGGGUGAUCCGUCGGUAGGCUGUGUGCAGUACGAAUGCCAAACUAACGACGACUGCGAGCUGGACAAGAAGUGCGCGAGCGGAAAGUGCAUCAAUCCGUGCCUGAGCCCGGGUGCGUGCGGUCUGAACGCGCAGUGUCGCGUUGUGAACCGGCAGGCGCAGUGCAGCUGCACUCCCGGCUUCUUCGGCAAUGCGCGCCACGAGUGCCAGCCGGUGCAGAAGAACGGCUGUGCUCAGAAUCCCUGCGGCGAGAAUACCGUUUGCCGGGAGGAUGAGAAUGGCUACGAGUGCUCCUGUCAGCCGGGUUGCGUGGGUGAUCCGCGACAGGGCUGUCUGUGCGAGGAAAAGCUCAAGAAGGACGAUUGCGAGCAGUACGCCUGUGGUACGAAUGCGGUCUGCCGCAUGACCGAAUGGGGCGCACCGUCGUGCGUCUGUUUGCCAACGCAUCCGCACGGUGACCCGUACAUGUCGUGCACUCAAGAUGAUACCGCGACCGACUGUCGAACGACUGGCUGUGCGGAAGGAGAGUGUGUUCGUGACGGUGCCAAGUUCAUCUGCCGCAAAGAACUGGGAUGUAGGCAUAGCAACGAGUGUCCUUUGGAAAGAUCAUGCAUCAACGGAAUUUGUGUUGAUCCAUGUCGAUCGGGCAAUCCUUGCGAUAUUGGCGAAGAAUGCGAAGUUCAAAAUCACGAAACAGUUUGUGUGAAACUAUGCCAAUGUGAAAAAGCAUCAGACUGUGCAGGAGGAUUGAUAUGUGAUGGCUGUAACUGUGUUCAAAAAGAUACCGAUAGAACAACUGGUUGUGAGCAUUGCCCACCGGGCAUUCCUUGUGAUCCAAUCACUGGCGGUUGCGUCAAGGUACAAUGCACCACAAACGAUGAAUGUUCACUUACGGAAGCCUGUGUUGGAAACAUGUGUCAAAGACCGUGCGAUGUAAAGAACACUUGCACGGCGAAUGCAGUUUGCAUCAAUACCAAUCACGGUACUGAUUGCAGUUGCAUCGACGGAUAUCAUGGAAACGGUUUUGUACAAUGCGUACCAGUAACGACUGUAGGUUCAGUGUGCCAGUACAACGAAGAUUGUCCGCCCGAUAAGCUUUGCGAUCGGUUGAAUCGCAUCUGCAUCAAUCCUUGCCAAGCCGACUCUUGCGGCGACAAUGCAGAGUGUUUUGCAGUGAAUCAUGGAAUUGAUUGCCGCUGUCGGGCAGGGUACGUUGGUAAUGCUUACAUUGAGUGUACACAGCACCAAGGGUGUCUCUCGGAUCGGCAGUGCAACGACAAUGAAGCUUGUAUCCAAGGCCGCUGCUCAUCACCUUGCCAGUGUGGACCGAAUGCUAUGUGCGAUGUGAAACGGCAUAAAGCCGUGUGCCGUUGCCCACCGGGAUACGGUGGUAAUGCGCGCACUGGAUGCAAUCCGCCAAGCAAUCCGUGUGAACCAAACCCAUGCGGAAUCAAUGCAAUGUGUGAAAUCGACAAUGGCAGCCCGGUGUGUUUCUGUCCGCGCGGAUUAACUGGAAAUCCAUUCAAGAAUUGCAUUCCUGAAGGAAAUGAGUGCACACCAAAUCCAUGCGGACCCAACUCGGGAUGUCGCAAAAUCAACGGUAAACCGACAUGCUUCUGCCUGCCCGAGUUUGAAGGAAAUCCACCCCAGACGCCAUGUACGCUGCCACAAAACCCGUGUGUCCCGUCACCGUGCGGGCCCAACACUCAGUGCACAAUACUGAGCAAUGGGUAUGCAAAAUGCACAUGUGUGCCAGGGUACAUUGAAAGUCCCAACACGAUCCGUGGCUGUGUGGAACCGUCAAGCCCGUGCGAUCCGAAUCCCUGCGGCUUUGGAGCGAUCUGCGACGCAACGCGCAAUCCCGUAUGCUACUGUCCAGAUUCGAUGAUAGGCAAUCCCUACCGUAGCUGCCUCGAGCCAGUUAUGACACCGGAGCUGUGUCAACCGGGACCAUGCGGUGCGAAUGCGGAUUGCUAUGUGGCAGAAGGCAGGGAGCAGUGUUACUGCAAGCCAAACUUUAUCGGUGAUCCGUAUGGAGGAUGCGUUGAGCAGCCACGGUCUGUAUGCGAACCGAAUCCCUGCGGUCCGGGAGCCGAGUGUGUGCUGCUGGUAGAUGGGGCACCGGGAUGCCGAUGCCCACCAGGGCUGAGCGGCGAUCCGACGACAACGGGAUGCCAUGCGUUUGAAUGCUUGAGCGAUGAUCAGUGUGCUGCGGACAAGGCUUGCAUCGGACUGCGAUGUGCUGAUCCGUGUCCGGGAUCGUGUGGCGCGGGAGCGCAUUGUCGUGUCGAGAAACACCAUCCAGUGUGCUUCUGUGACGCUGGUUUAACAGGCAAUCCUGCCGUACAGUGCUACAGCCUAGAUGAACGGCCUCGCGAUGCUUGCAACCCCAGCCCGUGCGGUGCCAAUGCUCGUUGUAGCGUGAGGAACAAACGGCCAGUGUGCAAGUGCCUAACGAACUACCACGGAGAUCCGCGUAAAGGUUGCAAGCCUGAGUGUGACAUCAAUUCUGACUGCACACCGGACAAGUCUUGCGUCAACCAUAAGUGUGUAUCGCCGUGUGCAUUGGGUACGGUGUGCGGCGUGAACGCGGAAUGUAGUGUUAAUUAUCACACACCGAUGUGUAAGUGUCCUUCGGGAUAUACGGGCGAUGCGUUCGUGCAGUGCGUGCCGAUACCGGAGGAUCGCAACAUGACCAGACAACCGUGCUCGUCGGAUCCGUGCGGUCCGGGAGAGGUUUGUUCAAUAUAUGGUAACGAUGUCGCUCUGUGCGAUCCGUGCGUAGCUCCGGAUGCAAUACAUAAUCCCAGAUGCCGACCUCAGUGUGUGCUGAACACGGAUUGUCCGUUCAAUAUGGCAUGCCUGCAGUCGGAAUGUCGAGAUCCCUGCCCGGGAUCGUGUGGAUACAACGCACUGUGCACCGUCGAGCGUCACCGACCAGUAUGCUACUGUCCGCCGGAGAUGUAUGGAAACCCUUACGAACAGUGUAAGCCACAGGAGAGUCCACGGGAAACGUGCGCUAGUAUCCGUUGUGGAGCAAACACGCAAUGCAAACAGCAGAAUGGCGUCUUGGCUUGCGUAUGUAAAAAGAACUACUACGGAGAUCCUUUGAUAGGCUGCCGACCAGAAUGCGUGGUUAACACGGAUUGUCCGAUCAGUAAGGCGUGCGUAAAUUCACGCUGCGUCGAUCCGUGCGUAGAUGCGUGCGGUGUGAGCGCGCAGUGCAAAGUGGUUAAUCAUUUACCGAUUUGCUUCUGUCCGCCCACCCACACCGGUGAUGCGCUGGUUGCAUGCACGGAACGAACGUACCUUCCUCCGGACAAUACACCGUGCGACCCGAACCCCUGCGGACCGAACAGUAAAUGCCGUACUACACCUGAUGGGUACGCCAUUUGCUCGUGCUUACCGGGGUAUCGUGGAGUGCCGCCCGCCUGCCAGGCCGAAUGUAUGAUCAAUGCAGAGUGUCCGCAGAACAAGGCGUGCAUCAAUCUAAAGUGUGCCGACCCAUGUCCGGGUACGUGCGGCGUCGGUGCACGCUGCGAAGUUCUGAAUCACAAUCCGAUCUGCAGCUGUGGAGCCAACCAGCAGGGAGAUCCGUUUGUGAUCUGCGAGGCACGACAAAACGAACCACCAGUGGAGCAGAAGAAUCCCUGCGAUCCAUCGCCCUGCGGACCGAACUCAAUUUGUCAGGUACGCGGCCGAAGGCCGGUGUGUUCGUGUCAGCCGAACUUUAUCGGUUCUCCGCCGGCCUGCCGCCCGGAGUGUGUACUAAGCUCCGAAUGUCCCCAGGACAAAGCUUGCAUUAACGAGAAGUGUCAAAAUCCGUGCGCUAACGCGUGUGGCGCUAAUGCUGACUGUCACAUCGUGGCACAUUCUGCGUUCUGUAGCUGCCGUGCUGGAUUUGAAGGAGAUGCUUUCAUUGGAUGUUCCGCAGUGCCGAAGGACACACCAAAGGAUGUGUGCUAUCCGAACCCGUGUGCAGAAAAUGCGGUAUGUAGUGAGCACAAUGGCGCCGCCAAGUGUACCUGCAUCACGCCGUACCUGGGAGAUCCGUACAAUACGGGAUGUCGACCGGAGUGCGUACUGAACUCGGACUGUCCCAGCCACACGGCGUGCGUCAAUCAACACUGCCGCGAUCCGUGCCCGGGCGUGUGCGGUACGAAUGCGGACUGUACCGUGGCCAAUCACAUACCGGUGUGCGAAUGCAGUCGGGGAUACGUGGGUGAUCCGUUCCGUGGCUGUCGUCGAGAAGUACCACCACUAGUGGCACCGAAAGAUCCUUGUGCGUCCUGUCCAUCGAACAGCGUAUGUCGAGUAGUAGGAGGCCGACCAACAUGUUCCUGUCCGGAGGGAUACCGCGGAACACCGCCAGCUUGCAGGCCGGAAUGCUCAAGCAGUGAGGAAUGUCUGCACGACCGCAGCUGUAUUAACCUGAAGUGUGCCGAUCCGUGCCCUGGGCUGUGCGGUAUAAACGCGCAAUGCCAAGUGAUCAAUCACAAACCGUUUUGCAGUUGUCAGCGUGACAUGAUUGGUAAUCCGUUCGAGCAGUGUUAUCCGAAACCGGCGGAACCAGUGCAUCCAUGUCAGCCAAGCCCGUGUGGCGCGUACUCGGAAUGCCGUGAGAUUGACAAUCGUGCAGUGUGUACGUGUGCUGCUGGUAUGCUCGGAACACCGCCGAACUGCAGACCGGAGUGCGAAACAGAUCAAGACUGUCCGUCGAAUCGAGCGUGCUUCAAUCAGAAGUGCCGCGAUCCCUGUGUGGGCUCCUGUGGAUACAAUGCGCAGUGCAGCACCCGUAACCAUCGACCCGAGUGUUAUUGUGUUGAUGGGUUCGAAGGGGAUCCGUACAGUGGUUGCAAUCCAGUCGCUAUUAAACGGGACGAAAUAAUUGACCCAUGCAAUCCGUCCCCUUGCGGUUCGAACGCGAUCUGCAAGGAUCGAAACGGUGCUGGUUCUUGUAAAUGCAUGCCCAAUUAUUUCGGUGAUCCAUACGUCAACUGCCGACCGGAAUGUGUUCAAAGUUCGGAAUGUCCGUCUACCAAGGCAUGCGUCAACAUGCGCUGCAUUGACCCAUGCCUUGGCACGUGCGGGCUUAACAGUGAAUGUCGUGUACAUAACCAUUCGCCGUACUGUAGCUGUAGUCCUGAUUAUACGGGCAAUCCAUCACAGGCUUGCCGUCCUAUCGUGGUAGAAAAUCUCCCUGCCCGUCAUCCGAUAGACCCCUGUUCACCAUCUCCAUGUGGUCCGUACAGCAUAUGUAGGGUGCUGGACGGUCAUCCGGUUUGCUCAUGCCAAAUCAGUUGUUCAGGCGUUCCACCCAAUUGUCGUCCAGAAUGUCUCAUAAACGCAGAGUGCCCUCGCGACAGAACUUGUAUCAAUCAACGAUGCAUCGAUCCGUGCCCGGGUACGUGCGGAAUGAACGCGCGAUGCCGCGUGGUAAAUCACAAUCCAAUUUGCAGCUGUAACGCUGGAUUUAUCGGUGAUCCAUUUGUGCAGUGCUCACCGGAGCCAACACAACCGAUAUUGGAGGAAGAGUACAGGAAUCCGUGUCAACCCUCACCGUGUGGAGUGAACUCCGUGUGCAAAGUACACAACAAUCGAGCUGUGUGCUCGUGUCUGCCCAACUACGUGGGUCGUCCGCCAAGCUGUAGACCCGAAUGUGCGGUAGACUCGGAAUGUCCAAUGAAUUUGGCUUGCAUUAAUGAAAAGUGCCGCAAUCCUUGUCUUGGAUCGUGUGGAGUUAAUACCGAAUGCGCUGUAGUAGCUCACAAACCUUUGUGCAGUUGCACAGCAGGCUACAGUGGAGAUCCUUUUGCUGGAUGCAGCAUUAUUCCGAUCGUACAACAAGAAACUCCUAUGCCAUGUAAUCCGAGCCCAUGCGGAGCAAAUGCUAUCUGCAAGGAGCGAAAUGGUGCGGGAUCAUGCACUUGUGCGCCGGAAUAUUUCGGCGAUCCAUACGUUGGGUGUCGCCCCGAGUGUGUAAUGAACAGCGACUGUCCUAGAACACGAGCAUGUAUAAAUAACAAAUGUCAAGAUCCGUGCCCAGGAACGUGCGGAGUAAAUGCCGAGUGUCAUGUUGUGAAUCACGCUCCAAGUUGCGUUUGCUUGACAGGAUUUAUAGGGAACCCGUUCACGGAGUGUAGACCUCAGCCGGAAAUUCGAGAUGAGCCUGUAGUUCAACCAUGUCAACCGUCACCAUGCGGCCCGAACAGCGUGUGUCGCGUGCUGAACAAUCAUGCCGUAUGCACAUGCAAGCAGAAUUAUAUUGGUUCACCACCCAACUGUCGUCCAGAGUGUGUGGUCAGCUCGGAGUGUCCGCUAGACAAAUCAUGCGUUAAGACCAAGUGUGUGGAUCCUUGUCCAGGCACAUGCGGUUUCAAUGCACGAUGCCAAGUAGUGAACCACAAUCCUAUCUGCAGCUGCAAGGCUGGCUUUACAGGAGAUCCAUUCGUACGGUGUAUACCGGAAGAACGUCGUCCUAUCGUACAGGAAACCCCUACCGAUCCUUGCAUUCCGUCUCCCUGUGGACCAAAUUCUCAAUGCAAGGCCGUUGGUCAUACGGCGGCCUGUUCUUGUCUGCCAAAUUAUAUCGGACGCGCACCGAACUGUCGCCCCGAGUGUACUUCCAACUCUCAGUGUACGCCGAUGAAGGCGUGCAUCAAUGAACGCUGUGGUGACCCUUGUCCUGGAUCUUGUGGCUCGAAUGCGCUCUGCUCAGUCCAAAACCAUCAGCCCAACUGUCGUUGCAUUGAAGGAUACGAAGGCGAUCCAUAUACCUCGUGUAACCCUGUAAUAAUACACCGUGAACCAGAAAUAGUAGAUCCCUGCAAUCCAUCCCCGUGUGGCAUAAACGCGGAAUGUAAUGUACGCAACAACGCAGGUUCCUGCACUUGUGUGAAGGAUUACUACGGUGAUCCGUAUCACGAGUGCCGUCCUGAGUGUAUGCUCAGCUCGGACUGUCCGAAUACUCGGGCAUGUUUGAACAACAAAUGCGUCGAUCCGUGCCCGGGCAUGUGUGGUCUGAACGCGGAAUGCUUCGUCAUGAACCAUUCGCCUUCUUGCUCUUGCCUGCCGGGCUACACUGGAAACCCAUCACAAGCAUGUCGCGAGAUACCGAAACAAAUCGAACACACUCCUAUCGAUCCAUGUCGUCCAUCGCCCUGUGGCCCGUACAGCCAGUGCCGCAAUGUGAACGAACAUGCCGUCUGUUCGUGUCAGGCCAAUUACAUUGGUUCGCCACCGGCUUGCCGUCCAGAAUGUACUGUUAGCUCUGAAUGUGCAAUGGAUAAGGCUUGUAUCAAGCAGUCGUGCUUGGAUCCGUGUCCUGGUACGUGCGGUUUUAACGCUCGUUGUACGGUGAUCAAUCACAAUCCGAUCUGUAGCUGUCCCUCCGGCUUUACCGGCGAUCCAUUCGAACGAUGUGUGCCAGAAGAAAAACAAGUGGUUCAAGCUGAACCUACGAACCCCUGCCUUCCAUCGCCGUGCGGACCAAAUUCACAGUGCCGAGCUGUCGGAAACGUGCCGGCUUGCUCGUGCUUGCCCAACUAUGUUGGUCGAGCUCCGAACUGCCGGCCCGAAUGUACGAUCAAUGCGGAAUGCUCUGGUAAUCUUGCCUGCGUCAAUGAAAAGUGCGCCGACCCAUGCCCGGGAUCGUGCGGCCCUAAUGCUGUUUGUCGCGUGAUUGAACAUUCGCCUUCCUGCUCCUGCCAAACCGGAUAUACGGGAGAUCCUUUCUCCGGCUGUACAGUCAUUCCUUUAACACCUGUUCGCGAAGAAUCUAGAAACCCAUGCAACCCUUCGCCCUGUGGAUCGAACGCGGUAUGCAAGGAACGGAACGGUGCAGGAUCAUGUACAUGUCUGCCGGAUUACUUUGGCGAUCCGUACAGUGGCUGUCGGCCGGAGUGUGUUACCAACAGCGACUGCCCACGUGUGAGGGCUUGCGUGAAUAAUAAGUGCGCUGACCCUUGCCCGGGUGUUUGCGGUAUUGACGCAGAAUGUUAUGUAGUCAAUCACUCGCCAAGUUGUGCUUGCCGACCAGGCUAUACCGGUGAUCCGUUCACGCAAUGUCGUCCACCAGAGCAACCUAAACAAAAUGAACCGAUCAAUCCAUGCACUCCGUCUCCAUGUGGUCCUAAUAGUAUCUGCCGCGAAUCGAAUGGGCAUGCCGUUUGCACGUGCCAGGCCAGUUUUAUCGGAACGCCACCAAACUGCCGACCGGAAUGUAUCGUCAGCUCGGAGUGCGCUCUUGAUAAAGCUUGCAUUGGCCAAAAGUGUAACGAUCCAUGUCCUGGUACUUGCGGCCAGAAUGCACGUUGCCAAGUGGUUAAUCAUAACCCAAUCUGUAGCUGUUCACUUGGCUUCACCGGAGAUCCGUUUGUUCGAUGCGUACCAGUUGAAAAAGAUCCGGUCGUACAAGAUCCCGUAGAUCCAUGCGUUCCAUCACCUUGUGGGCCAAACUCCGUCUGCCGAGCUAUUGGGUCGACACCUGCAUGUUCUUGUUUGCCAAACUACAUCGGCCGAGCGCCAAACUGCCGUCCAGAGUGCAUGCUCAAUGCCGAAUGUCCAGCCACGUUGGCAUGUGUAAACGAACGAUGUACUAACCCUUGUGUAGGAUCUUGUGGUAUUAACGCACGGUGUACAGUAGUGAAACACAAUCCGAUCUGCGAGUGUGAGGCUGGAUUUACCGGAGAUCCGUUCUCUGUCUGUACAGAAAUUAUUCCCAUACGUGACGUGGAACCGGUCAAUCCAUGCAAUCCAUCGCCAUGCGGUGCCAAUGCAGUAUGUAAAGAAAGAAAUGGAGCCGGAUCGUGUACUUGUAUGCCAGAAUAUUUCGGUGACCCAUACACAGGAUGCCGUCCGGAAUGUGUACAGAACACAGACUGCGAAAAGUCGAAGGCAUGCAUGAACAACAAAUGCCGCGAUCCGUGUCCAGGUGUUUGCGGAUUGAAUGCUGAAUGUGUCGUUCAAAACCACAGUCCCGUGUGCUUCUGCUUAGAAGGAUACACAGGUGAUCCGGCCAGUACCUGUACUUUGGCUGAGAUUGUAACCGAGCGACCCAAGACUCCUGGAUGCCAACCAUCACCGUGCGGACCGAACAGUCAAUGUCGAGAAAUCAAUGGACAUCCAGUGUGCUCCUGCUUGGCGGGUUACAUUGGAACGCCACCGAUGUGUCGUCCGGAAUGCGUCGUCAGUUCGGAGUGUAGUCAGGAUCGCGCCUGCGUAAACAAGAAAUGUGUAGAUCCAUGUCCAGGAACGUGUGGUGCCGAGGCACGGUGUCAAGUUGUUAAUCACAAUCCAAUAUGUAGCUGCCCUCCCGGGUUUACUGGAGAUCCUUUCGUGCAGUGCGCAAAGAAAGAAGAACAGAAGGACAUUACACCUGUAAAUCCUUGUGUGCCUUCGCCAUGCGGGCCUAAUUCAAACUGUCGAACUGUUGGCAGUCAGCCUGCCUGUUCAUGCGCCGCCAACUAUAUUGGACGACCGCCGAACUGUCGACCGGAGUGCACCAGGGACGCCGAAUGUCCAAGUAAUUUGGCAUGUCAGAACGAAAAAUGCGUGGAUCCUUGCGCGGCUGGUUGUGGAUUGAAUGCAGUUUGCCGAGUCAUCAACCAUAAGCCAGUUUGUACAUGUGACGAAGGUUUCGAAGGAAAUCCGCUAGAACAAUGUAGUCGCAUUCUGCCGCCUACAACAGAGAGGCUAACACCUUGUACUCCUUCACCAUGUGGACCUAACGCUGAAUGCCGCGAACGGAACAAUGCUGGAGCAUGUUAUUGUUUAACAGGCUAUGAAGGCAAUCCGUAUGAUGUCUUUUCGGGUUGUCGUCGUGAAUGUGACGUGAAUGCUGAUUGUCCAGACAAACUAGCAUGCGUACAGUAUAAAUGUGUCGAUCCAUGUCCAGGUGUUUGUGGUGCUCAAGCAUUGUGUGAAAUUCAAAAUCAUGUACCAACAUGCAUUUGUCCCGAAGGUACAGUCGGAGAUCCUUUCGUACAGUGCAACCUACGGAUGGCAGAUCCGGUUACACCUGCAGCACCUGUGUGUGACAAGUAUACAUGCGGUCCAAAUAGCAUUUGCCGUAUACAAAAUGGUGUUGCUGUUUGUAAAUGUCAGCCAGAUAUGGUUGGUAGCCCACCAAACUGUCGACCAGAAUGCCAGCAAAAUAGUGACUGUGAGGCCAACCGGGCUUGCGUUAAUUUGAAGUGCAUAGAUCCAUGCCCCGGUUCGUGCGGACAAAAUGCCAACUGUAACAUCAUCAACCAUAAUCCAAUAUGUAGCUGUGCUCCUGGAUUCACCGGUGAUCCAUUCACUCGAUGUUACAAAGAAAUUGUAACUACCUCAACAACAGAGGCUCCAAGAGCAUUGUGCACACCAUCGCCAUGUGGACCGAAUGCUGAAUGUAAAGUUAUCGGCGACCGAGAGGCGUGUUCCUGUUUACCAGGUUAUAUAGGAGCACCGCCAAGCUGUAGGCCAGAGUGUAUUUUAAGCACGGAAUGUGCUGAUAACCAAGCAUGCAUCAGGCAAAAGUGUGAGGAUCCUUGUCCGGGAUCUUGUGGUCUGAAUGCAAAAUGUUCUGUAUCGCGACAUACGCCAAGCUGCAGUUGUGAUGCUGGAUUUACUGGAGAUCCAUUUACAGGCUGUCAAGCGAUAAUUGAGGAUGUCCCAGUAUUGAACCCUUGUAAUCCUAGCCCAUGCGGAGCCAACGCUCAAUGUAGGGAACAAAACGGUGCUGGAGCAUGCACAUGUAUUGAGGAUCAUUUUGGAAACCCUUACGAAGGAUGCCGUCCAGAGUGUGUGCUCAAUUCGGACUGCCCGUCGAACAGGGCUUGCGUUAGGAACAAAUGUCAAGACCCUUGUCCAGGAACCUGUGGUCAGAAUGCUGACUGCCAGGUCGUCAAUCACCUGCCCUCUUGUACCUGUUUCCCCGGAUACGAAGGAGAUCCGUUCCGAUAUUGUAACAUUCAACAAAGAGAACCGGUACAAGAGUAUGUCAAUCCUUGCCAACCGAGUCCCUGUGGUCCCAACAGUCAAUGCCGAGAGGUUAACGGACAGGCCGUUUGCUCGUGUCUGCCCACUUAUGUUGGUUCUCCUCCGGGAUGUCGCCCAGAGUGUGUAGUGAGCACGGAAUGCGCCUUAAAUAAGGCUUGUGUCAACCAGAAGUGCGUUGAUCCGUGCCCUGGAACGUGCGGAACCAAUGCUAGGUGCAACGUCAAUAACCACAGCCCCAUUUGCUCAUGUCAAUCAGGAUUCACUGGUGACCCGUUCACGAGAUGCUACCCCAUACCACCUCCGGUACAAGAUACUCCGAUCGUUGUAAGGAACCCGUGCGUUCCUUCUCCGUGCGGUCCAAACUCACAGUGCCGUGAUGUAAACGGCUCUCCUUCGUGUUCAUGUCUGAUCAACUACAUUGGAUCUCCGCCUAAUUGUCGCCCAGAGUGUACAAUUAACGCGGAAUGUCCAAGCAAUCAGGCGUGCAUGAACGAGAAGUGUCGGGACCCUUGUCCGGGAUCGUGUGGCAUCAAUGCAAGAUGCAAUGUGAUCAACCAUACUCCCAUUUGUACAUGCGAGGAGGGAUACACUGGAGAUCCUUUCACAAGCUGUCGACCCAUGCCACCACCACCGCCUGAGCCCGUCAAUGAUGAUCCGUGCAAUCCUUCGCCCUGCGGGGCUAAUGCGCAAUGCCAGAACGGUAUUUGCACAUGUUUGCCAGAGUACCAGGGCGAUCCGUACCGAGGCUGCAGGCCAGAGUGCGUCUUGAACUCGGACUGCGCUCGGGAUAGGGCCUGUAUUCGUAGCAAAUGUGUAGAUCCUUGUCCGGGCACGUGCGGUCAAGAUGCACUGUGCGAGGUGAUCAAUCACAUUCCGAUGUGCCGUUGUCCGGAUGGAAAGGCCGGAAAUGCAUUCGUGCAGUGUCGACCGCAGCAAGCACCGGUUGUGACGAACCCAUGCAGUCCAUCGCCUUGCGGUCCUAAUAGCCAGUGUCGCGAAAUCAAUGGACAAGCCGUCUGCUCUUGUGUUCCGGGAUACAUUGGAAGCCCUCCGACGUGUCGUCCGGAGUGUGUUGUGAGCGCUGAAUGUCCUCAGAAUCAAGCGUGUACCAACCAGAAAUGUAGGGAUCCAUGCCCUGGAACAUGUGGAGUAGGGGCCAGGUGCUCGGUUGUGAAUCACAAUCCAAUUUGCAGCUGUCCAGAAAGAUACACAGGCGAUCCGUUCGUACGCUGUCAGCCCAUGAUCGAGCCUCCAGUACAAAUGACCCCCAGCAACCCUUGCCAACCGUCUCCUUGCGGACCAAAUGCACAGUGCCGUGCAGUGGGUGAUUCGCCAUCUUGCACUUGCAUAGAGGGUAUGAUAGGUGCACCACCCAAUUGCCGCCCGGAAUGCAUCAGCAACUCCGAUUGCUCAAACAAUUUAGCAUGCAUACGACAAAAGUGCCAAGAUCCUUGUCCUGGCGCAUGUGGAGCUAACGCGGAAUGUAGGGUUGUCAGCCAUACUCCGAUGUGCAUUUGUGCCGUUGGAUAUACUGGCGAUCCUUUCACUCAGUGCGUACCUUUCCAACAAGAUACGCCCAAGGACCAGACGACGCCUUGCCUCCCCAACCCAUGCGGAGCCAACGCUCAAUGUAGGGAACAAAACGGUGCUGGAGCAUGCACAUGUAUUGAGGAUCAUUUUGGAAACCCUUACGAAGGAUGCCGUCCAGAGUGUGUGCUCAAUUCGGACUGCCCGUCGAACAGGGCUUGCGUUAGGAACAAAUGUCAAGACCCUUGCCCAGGAACCUGUGGUCAGAAUGCUGACUGCCAGGUCGUCAGUCACCUGCCCUCUUGUACCUGUUUCCCCGGAUACGAAGGAGAUCCGUUCCGAUAUUGUAACAUUCAACAAAGAGAACCGGUACAAGAGUAUGUCAAUCCUUGCCAACCGAGUCCCUGUGGUCCCAACAGUCAAUGCCGAGAGGUUAACGGACAGGCCGUUUGCUCGUGUCUGCCCACUUAUGUUGGUUCUCCUCCGGGAUGUCGCCCAGAGUGUGUAGUGAGCACGGAAUGCGCCUUAAAUAAGGCUUGUGUCAACCAGAAGUGCGUUGAUCCGUGCCCUGGAACGUGCGGAACCAAUGCUAGGUGCAACGUCAAUAACCACAGCCCCAUUUGCUCAUGUCAAUCAGGAUUCACUGGUGACCCGUUCACGAGAUGCUACCCCAUACCACCUCCGGUACAAGAUACUCCGAUCGUUGUAAGGAACCCGUGCGUUCCUUCUCCGUGCGGUCCAAACUCACAGUGCCGUGAUGUAAACGGCUCUCCUUCGUGUUCAUGUCUGAUCAACUACAUUGGAUCUCCGCCUAAUUGUCGCCCAGAGUGUACAAUUAACGCGGAAUGUCCAAGCAAUCAGGCGUGCAUGAACGAGAAGUGUCGGGACCCUUGUCCGGGAUCGUGUGGCAUCAAUGCAAGAUGCAAUGUGAUCAACCAUACUCCCAUUUGUACAUGCGAGGAGGGAUACACUGGAGAUCCUUUCACAAGCUGUCGACCCAUGCCACCACCACCGCCUGAGCCCGUCAAUGAUGAUCCGUGCAAUCCUUCGCCCUGCGGGGCUAAUGCGCAAUGCCAGAACGGUAUUUGUACAUGUUUGCCAGAGUACCAGGGCGAUCCGUACCGAGGCUGCAGGCCAGAGUGCGUCUUGAACUCGGACUGCGCUCGGGAUAGGGCCUGUAUUCGUAGCAAAUGUGUAGAUCCUUGUCCGGGCACGUGCGGUCAAGAUGCACUGUGCGAGGUUAUCAAUCACAUUCCGAUGUGCCGUUGUCCGGAUGGAAUGGCCGGAAAUGCAUUCGUGCAGUGUCGACCGCAGCAAGCACCGAUUGUGACGAACCCAUGCAGUCCAUCGCCUUGCGGUCCUAAUAGCCAGUGUCGCGAAAUCAAUGGACAAGCCGUCUGCUCUUGUGUUCCGGGAUACAUUGGAAGCCCUCCGACGUGUCGUCCGGAGUGUGUUGUGAGCGCUGAAUGUCCUCAGAAUCAAGCGUGUACCAACCAGAAAUGUAGGGAUCCAUGCCCUGGAACAUGUGGAGUAGGGGCCAGGUGCUCGGUUGUGAAUCACAAUCCAAUUUGCAGCUGUCCAGAAAGAUACACAGGCGAUCCGUUCGUACGCUGUCAGCCCAUGAUCGAGCCUCCAGUACAAAUGACCCCCAGCAACCCUUGCCAACCGUCUCCUUGCGGACCAAAUGCACAGUGCCGCGCAGUGGGUGAUUCGCCAUCUUGCACUUGCAUAGAGGGUAUGAUAGGCGCACCACCCAAUUGCCGCCCGGAAUGCAUCAGCAACUCCGAUUGCUCAAACAAUUUAGCAUGCAUACGACAAAAGUGUCAAGAUCCUUGUCCUGGCGCGUGUGGAGCCAACGCGGAAUGUAGGGUUGUCAGCCAUACUCCGAUGUGCAUUUGUGCCGUUGGAUAUACUGGCGAUCCUUUCACUCAGUGCGUACCUUUCCAACAAGAUACGCCCAAGGACCAGACGACGCCUUGCCUCCCCAACCCAUGCGGAGCCAACGCUCAAUGUAGGGAACAAAACGGUGCUGGAGCAUGCACAUGUAUUGAGGAUCAUUUUGGAAACCCUUACGAAGGAUGCCGUCCAGAGUGUGUGCUCAAUUCGGACUGCCCGUCGAACAGGGCUUGCGUUAGGAACAAAUGUCAAGACCCUUGCCCAGGAACCUGUGGUCAGAAUGCUGACUGCCAGGUCGUCAAUCACCUGCCCUCUUGUACCUGUUUCCCCGGAUACGAAGGAGAUCCGUUCCGAUAUUGUAACAUUCAACAAAGAGAACCGGUACAAGAGUAUGUCAAUCCUUGCCAACCGAGUCCCUGUGGUCCCAACAGUCAAUGCCGAGAGGUUAACGGACAGGCCGUUUGCUCGUGUCUGCCCACUUAUGUUGGUUCUCCUCCGGGAUGUCGCCCAGAGUGUGUGGUGAGCUCGGAAUGCGCCCUGGAUAAGGCUUGUGUCAACCAGAAGUGCGUUGAUCCGUGCCCUGGAACGUGCGGAACCAAUGCUAGGUGCAACGUCAAUAACCACAGCCCCAUUUGCUCAUGUCAAUCAGGAUUCACUGGUGACCCGUUCACGAGAUGCUACCCCAUACCACCUCCGGUACAAGAUACUCCGAUCGUUGUAAGGAACCCGUGCGUUCCUUCUCCGUGCGGUCCAAACUCACAGUGCCGUGAUGUAAACGGCUCUCCUUCGUGUUCAUGUCUGAUCAACUACAUUGGAUCUCCGCCUAAUUGUCGCCCAGAGUGUACAAUUAACGCGGAAUGUCCAAGCAAUCAGGCGUGCAUGAACGAGAAGUGUCGGGACCCUUGUCCGGGAUCGUGUGGCAUCAAUGCAAGAUGCAAUGUGAUCAACCAUACUCCCAUUUGUACAUGCGAGGAGGGAUACACUGGAGAUCCUUUCACAAGCUGUCGACCCAUGCCACCACCACCGCCUGAGCCCGUCAAUGAUGAUCCGUGCAAUCCUUCGCCCUGCGGGGCUAAUGCGCAAUGCCAGAACGGUAUUUGCACAUGUUUGCCAGAGUACCAGGGCGAUCCGUACCGAGGCUGCAGGCCAGAGUGCGUCUUGAACUCGGACUGCGCUCGGGAUAGGGCCUGUAUUCGUAGCAAAUGUGUAGAUCCUUGUCCGGGCACGUGCGGUCAAGAUGCACUGUGCGAGGUGAUCAAUCACAUUCCGAUGUGCCGUUGUCCGGAUGGAAUGGCCGGAAAUGCAUUCGUGCAGUGUCGACCGCAGCAAGCACCGGUUGUGACGAACCCAUGCAGUCCAUCGCCUUGCGGUCCUAAUAGCCAGUGUCGCGAAAUCAAUGGACAAGCCGUCUGCUCUUGUGUUCCGGGAUACAUUGGAAGCCCUCCGACGUGUCGUCCGGAGUGUGUUGUGAGCGCUGAAUGUCCUCAGAAUCAAGCGUGUACCAACCAGAAAUGUAGGGAUCCAUGCCCUGGAACAUGUGGAGUAGGGGCCAGGUGCUCGGUUGUGAAUCACAAUCCAAUUUGCAGCUGUCCAGAAAGAUACACAGGCGAUCCGUUCGUACGCUGUCAGCCCAUGAUCGAGCCUCCAGUACAAAUGACCCCCAGCAACCCUUGCCAACCGUCUCCUUGCGGACCAAAUGCACAGUGCCGCGCAGUGGGUGAUUCGCCAUCUUGCACUUGCAUAGAGGGUAUGAUAGGCGCACCACCCAAUUGCCGCCCGGAAUGCAUCAGCAACUCCGAUUGCUCAAACAAUUUAGCAUGCAUACGACAAAAGUGUCAAGAUCCUUGUCCUGGCGCGUGUGGAGCCAACGCGGAAUGUAGGGUUGUCAGCCAUACUCCGAUGUGCAUUUGUGCCGUUGGAUAUACUGGCGAUCCUUUCACUCAGUGCGUACCUUUCCAACAAGAUACGCCCAAGGACCAGACGACGCCUUGCCUCCCCAACCCAUGCGGAGCCAACGCUCAAUGUAGGGAACAAAACGGUGCUGGAGCAUGCACAUGUAUUGAGGAUCAUUUUGGAAACCCUUACGAAGGAUGCCGUCCAGAGUGUGUGCUCAAUUCGGACUGCCCGUCGAACAGGGCUUGCGUUAGGAACAAAUGUCAAGACCCUUGCCCAGGAACCUGUGGUCAGAAUGCUGACUGCCAGGUCGUCAAUCACCUGCCCUCUUGUACCUGUUUCCCCGGAUACGAAGGAGAUCCGUUCCGAUAUUGUAACAUUCAACAAAGAGAACCGGUACAAGAGUAUGUCAAUCCUUGCCAACCGAGUCCCUGUGGUCCCAACAGUCAAUGCCGAGAGGUUAACGGACAGGCCGUUUGCUCGUGUCUGCCCACUUAUGUUGGUUCUCCUCCGGGAUGUCGCCCAGAGUGUGUGGUGAGCUCGGAAUGCGCCCUGGAUAAGGCUUGUGUCAACCAGAAGUGCGUUGAUCCGUGCCCUGGAACGUGCGGAACCAAUGCUAGGUGCAACGUCAAUAACCACAGCCCCAUUUGCUCAUGUCAAUCAGGAUUCACUGGUGACCCGUUCACGAGAUGCUACCCCAUACCACCUCCGGUACAAGAUACUCCGAUCGUUGUAAGGAACCCGUGCGUUCCUUCUCCGUGCGGUCCAAACUCACAGUGCCGUGAUGUAAACGGCUCUCCUUCGUGUUCAUGUCUGAUCAACUACAUUGGAUCUCCGCCUAAUUGUCGCCCAGAGUGUACAAUUAACGCGGAAUGUCCAAGCAAUCAGGCGUGCAUGAACGAGAAGUGUCGGGACCCUUGUCCGGGAUCGUGUGGCAUCAAUGCAAGAUGCAAUGUGAUCAACCAUACUCCCAUUUGUACAUGCGAGGAGGGAUACACUGGAGAUCCUUUCACAAGCUGUCGACCCAUGCCACCACCACCGCCUGAGCCCGUCAAUGAUGAUCCGUGCAGUCCUUCGCCCUGCGGGGCUAAUGCGCAAUGCCAGAACGGUAUUUGCACAUGUUUUCCAGAGUACCAGGGCGAUCCGUACCGAGGCUGCAGGCCAGAGUGCGUCUUGAACUCGGACUGCGCUCGGGAUAGGGCCUGUAUUCGUAGCAAAUGUGUAGAUCCUUGUCCGGGCACGUGCGGUCAAGAUGCACUGUGCGAGGUGAUCAAUCACAUUCCGAUGUGCCGUUGUCCGGAUGGAAUGGCCGGAAAUGCAUUCGUGCAGUGUCGACCGCAGCAAGCACCGGUUGUGACGAACCCAUGCAGUCCAUCGCCUUGCGGUCCUAAUAGCCAGUGUCGCGAAAUCAAUGGACAAGCCGUCUGCUCUUGUGUUCCGGGAUACAUUGGAAGCCCUCCGACGUGUCGUCCGGAGUGUGUUGUGAGCGCUGAAUGUCCUCAGAAUCAAGCGUGUACCAACCAGAAAUGUAGGGAUCCAUGCCCUGGAACAUGUGGAGUAGGGGCCAGGUGCUCGGUUGUGAAUCACAAUCCAAUUUGCAGCUGUCCAGAAAGAUACACAGGCGAUCCGUUCGUACGCUGUCAGCCCAUGAUCGAGCCUCCAGUACAAAUGACCCCCAGCAACCCUUGCCAACCGUCUCCUUGCGGACCAAAUGCACAGUGCCGCGCAGUGGGUGAUUCGCCAUCUUGCACUUGCAUAGAGGGUAUGAUAGGCGCACCACCCAAUUGCCGCCCGGAAUGCAUCAGCAACUCCGAUUGCUCAAACAAUUUAGCAUGCAUACGACAAAAGUGUCAAGAUCCUUGUCCUGGCGCGUGUGGAGCCAACGCGGAAUGUAGGGUUGUCAGCCAUACUCCGAUGUGCAUUUGUGCCGUUGGAUAUACUGGCGAUCCUUUCACUCAGUGCGUACCUUUCCAACAAGAUACGCCCAAGGACCAGACGACGCCUUGCCUCCCCAACCCAUGCGGAGCCAACGCUCAAUGUAGGGAACAAAACGGUGCUGGAGCAUGCACAUGUAUUGAGGAUCAUUUUGGAAACCCUUACGAAGGAUGCCGUCCAGAGUGUGUGCUCAAUUCGGACUGCCCGUCGAACAGGGCUUGCGUUAGGAACAAAUGUCAAGACCCUUGCCCAGGAACCUGUGGUCAGAAUGCUGACUGCCAGGUCGUCAAUCACCUGCCCUCUUGUACCUGUUUCCCCGGAUACGAAGGAGAUCCGUUCCGAUAUUGUAACAUUCAACAAAGAGAACCGGUACAAGAGUAUGUCAAUCCUUGCCAACCGAGUCCCUGUGGUCCCAACAGUCAAUGCCGAGAGGUUAACGGACAGGCCGUUUGCUCGUGUCUGCCCACUUAUGUUGGUUCUCCUCCGGGAUGUCGCCCAGAGUGUGUGGUGAGCUCGGAAUGCGCCCUGGAUAAGGCUUGUGUCAACCAGAAGUGCGUUGAUCCGUGCCCUGGAACGUGCGGAACCAAUGCUAGGUGCAACGUCAAUAACCACAGCCCCAUUUGCUCAUGUCAAUCAGGAUUCACUGGUGACCCGUUCACGAGAUGCUACCCCAUACCACCUCCGGUACAAGAUACUCCGAUCGUUGUAAGGAACCCGUGCGUUCCUUCUCCGUGCGGUCCAAACUCACAGUGCCGUGAUGUAAACGGCUCUCCUUCGUGUUCAUGUCUGAUCAACUACAUUGGAUCUCCGCCUAAUUGUCGCCCAGAGUGUACAAUUAACGCGGAAUGUCCAAGCAAUCAGGCGUGCAUGAACGAGAAGUGUCGGGACCCUUGUCCGGGAUCGUGUGGCAUCAAUGCAAGAUGCAAUGUGAUCAACCAUACUCCCAUUUGUACAUGCGAGGAGGGAUACACUGGAGAUCCUUUCACAAGCUGUCGACCCAUGCCACCACCACCGCCUGAGCCCGUCAAUGAUGAUCCGUGCAAUCCUUCGCCCUGCGGGGCUAAUGCGCAAUGCCAGAACGGUAUUUGCACAUGUUUGCCAGAGUACCAGGGCGAUCCGUACCGAGGCUGCAGGCCAGAGUGCGUCUUGAACUCGGACUGCGCUCGGGAUAGGGCCUGUAUUCGUAGCAAAUGUGUAGAUCCUUGUCCGGGCACGUGCGGUCAAGAUGCACUGUGCGAGGUGAUCAAUCACAUUCCGAUGUGCCGUUGUCCGGAUGGAAUGGCCGGAAAUGCAUUCGUGCAGUGUCGACCGCAGCAAGCACCGGUUGUGACGAACCCAUGCAGUCCAUCGCCUUGCGGUCCUAAUAGCCAGUGUCGCGAAAUCAAUGGACAAGCCGUCUGCUCUUGUGUUCCGGGAUACAUUGGAAGCCCUCCGACGUGUCGUCCGGAGUGUGUUGUGAGCGCUGAAUGUCCUCAGAAUCAAGCGUGUACCAACCAGAAAUGUAGGGAUCCAUGCCCUGGAACAUGUGGAGUAGGGGCCAGGUGCUCGGUUGUGAAUCACAAUCCAAUUUGCAGCUGUCCAGAAAGAUACACAGGCGAUCCGUUCGUACGCUGUCAGCCCAUGAUCGAGCCUCCAGUACAAAUGACCCCCAGCAACCCUUGCCAACCGUCUCCUUGCGGACCAAAUGCACAGUGCCGCGCAGUGGGUGAUUCGCCAUCUUGCACUUGCAUAGAGGGUAUGAUAGGCGCACCACCCAAUUGCCGCCCGGAAUGCAUCAGCAACUCCGAUUGCUCAAACAAUUUAGCAUGCAUACGACAAAAGUGUCAAGAUCCUUGUCCUGGCGCGUGUGGAGCCAACGCGGAAUGUAGGGUUGUCAGCCAUACUCCGAUGUGCAUUUGUGCCGUUGGAUAUACUGGCGAUCCUUUCACUCAGUGCGUACCUUUCCAACAAGAUACGCCCAAGGACCAGACGACGCCUUGCCUCCCCAACCCAUGCGGAGCCAACGCUCAAUGUAGGGAACAAAACGGUGCUGGAGCAUGCACAUGUAUUGAGGAUCAUUUUGGAAACCCUUACGAAGGAUGCCGUCCAGAGUGUGUGCUCAAUUCGGACUGCCCGUCGAACAGGGCUUGCGUUAGGAACAAAUGUCAAGACCCUUGCCCAGGAACCUGUGGUCAGAAUGCUGACUGCCAGGUCGUCAAUCACCUGCCCUCUUGUACCUGUUUCCCCGGAUACGAAGGAGAUCCGUUCCGAUAUUGUAACAUUCAACAAAGAGAACCGGUACAAGAGUAUGUCAAUCCUUGCCAACCGAGUCCCUGUGGUCCCAACAGUCAAUGCCGAGAGGUUAACGGACAGGCCGUUUGCUCGUGUCUGCCCACUUAUGUUGGUUCUCCUCCGGGAUGUCGCCCAGAGUGUGUGGUGAGCUCGGAAUGCGCCCUGGAUAAGGCUUGUGUCAACCAGAAGUGCGUUGAUCCGUGCCCUGGAACGUGCGGAACCAAUGCUAGGUGCAACGUCAAUAACCACAGCCCCAUUUGCUCAUGUCAAUCAGGAUUCACUGGUGACCCGUUCACGAGAUGCUACCCCAUACCACCUCCGGUACAAGAUACUCCGAUCGUUGUAAGGAACCCGUGCGUUCCUUCUCCGUGCGGUCCAAACUCACAGUGCCGUGAUGUAAACGGCUCUCCUUCGUGUUCAUGUCUGAUCAACUACAUUGGAUCUCCGCCUAAUUGUCGCCCAGAGUGUACAAUUAACGCGGAAUGUCCAAGCAAUCAGGCGUGCAUGAACGAGAAGUGUCGGGACCCUUGUCCGGGAUCGUGUGGCAUCAAUGCAAGAUGCAAUGUGAUCAACCAUACUCCCAUUUGUACAUGCGAGGAGGGAUACACUGGAGAUCCUUUCACAAGCUGUCGACCCAUGCCACCACCACCGCCUGAGCCCGUCAAUGAUGAUCCGUGCAAUCCUUCGCCCUGCGGGGCUAAUGCGCAAUGCCAGAACGGUAUUUGCACAUGUUUGCCAGAGUACCAGGGCGAUCCGUACCGAGGCUGCAGGCCAGAGUGCGUCUUGAACUCGGACUGCGCUCGGGAUAGGGCCUGUAUUCGUAGCAAAUGUGUAGAUCCUUGUCCGGGCACGUGCGGUCAAGAUGCACUGUGCGAGGUUAUCAAUCACAUUCCGAUGUGCCGUUGUCCGGAUGGAAUGGCCGGAAAUGCAUUCGUGCAGUGUCGACCGCAGCAAGCACCGGUUGUGACGAACCCAUGCAGUCCAUCGCCUUGCGGUCCUAAUAGCCAGUGUCGCGAAAUCAAUGGACAAGCCGUCUGCUCUUGUGUUCCGGGAUACAUUGGAAGCCCUCCGACGUGUCGUCCGGAGUGUGUUGUGAGCGCUGAAUGUCCUCAGAAUCAAGCGUGUACCAACCAGAAAUGUAGGGAUCCAUGCCCUGGAACAUGUGGAGUAGGGGCCAGGUGCUCGGUUGUGAAUCACAAUCCAAUUUGCAGCUGUCCAGAAAGAUACACAGGCGAUCCGUUCGUACGCUGUCAGCCCAUGAUCGAGCCUCCAGUACAAAUGACCCCCAGCAACCCUUGCCAACCGUCUCCUUGCGGACCAAAUGCACAGUGCCGCGCAGUGGGUGAUUCGCCAUCUUGCACUUGCAUAGAGGGUAUGAUAGGCGCAUCACCCAAUUGCCGCCCGGAAUGCAUCAGCAACUCCGAUUGCUCAAACAAUUUAGCAUGCAUACGACAAAAGUGUCAAGAUCCUUGUCCUGGCGCGUGUGGAGCCAACGCGGAAUGUAGGGUUGUCAGCCAUACUCCGAUGUGCAUUUGUGCCGUUGGAUAUACUGGCGAUCCUUUCACUCAGUGCGUACCUUUCCAACAAGAUACGCCCAAGGACCAGACGACGCCUUGCCUCCCCAACCCAUGCGGAGCCAACGCUCAAUGUAGGGAACAAAACGGUGCUGGAGCAUGCACAUGUAUUGAGGAUCAUUUUGGAAACCCUUACGAAGGAUGCCGUCCAGAGUGUGUGCUCAAUUCGGACUGCCCGUCGAACAGGGCUUGCGUUAGGAACAAAUGUCAAGACCCUUGCCCAGGAACCUGUGGUCAGAAUGCUGACUGCCAGGUCGUCAAUCACCUGCCCUCUUGUACCUGUUUCCCCGGAUACGAAGGAGAUCCGUUCCGAUAUUGUAACAUUCAACAAAGAGAACCGGUACAAGAGUAUGUCAAUCCUUGCCAACCGAGUCCCUGUGGUCCCAACAGUCAAUGCCGAGAGGUUAACGGACAGGCCGUUUGCUCGUGUCUGCCCACUUAUGUUGGUUCUCCUCCGGGAUGUCGCCCAGAGUGUGUGGUGAGCUCGGAAUGCGCCCUGGAUAAGGCUUGUGUCAACCAGAAGUGCGUUGAUCCGUGCCCUGGAACGUGCGGAACCAAUGCUAGGUGCAACGUCAAUAACCACAGCCCCAUUUGCUCAUGUCAAUCAGGAUUCACUGGUGACCCGUUCACGAGAUGCUACCCCAUACCACCUCCGGUACAAGAUACUCCGAUCGUUUUAAGGAACCCGUGCGUUCCUUCUCCGUGCGGUCCAAACUCACAGUGCCGUGAUGUAAACGGCUCUCCUUCGUGUUCAUGUCUGAUCAACUACAUUGGAUCUCCGCCUAAUUGUCGCCCAGAGUGUACAAUUAACGCGGAAUGUCCAAGCAAUCAGGCGUGCAUGAACGAGAAGUGUCGGGACCCUUGUCCGGGAUCGUGUGGCAUCAAUGCAAGAUGCAAUGUGAUCAACCAUACUCCCAUUUGUACAUGCGAGGAGGGAUACACUGGAGAUCCUUUCACAAGCUGUCGACCCAUGCCACCACCACCGCCUGAGCCCGUCAAUGAUGAUCCGUGCAAUCCUUCGCCCUGCGGGGCUAAUGCGCAAUGCCAGAACGGUAUUUGCACAUGUUUGCCAGAGUACCAGGGCGAUCCGUACCGAGGCUGCAGGCCAGAGUGCGUCUUGAACUCGGACUGCGCUCGGGAUAGGGCCUGUAUUCGUAGCAAAUGUGUAGAUCCUUGUCCGGGCACGUGCGGUCAAGAUGCACUGUGCGAGGUGAUCAAUCACAUUCCGAUGUGCCGUUGUCCGGAUGGAAUGGCCGGAAAUGCAUUCGUGCAGUGUCGACCGCAGCAAGCACCGGUUGUGACGAACCCAUGCAGUCCAUCGCCUUGCGGUCCUAAUAGCCAGUGUCGCGAAAUCAAUGGACAAGCCGUCUGCUCUUGUGUUCCGGGAUACAUUGGAAGCCCUCCGACGUGUCGUCCGGAGUGUGUUGUGAGCGCUGAAUGUCCUCAGAAUCAAGCGUGUACCAACCAGAAAUGUAGGGAUCCAUGCCCUGGAACAUGUGGAGUAGGGGCCAGGUGCUCGGUUGUGAAUCACAAUCCAAUUUGCAGCUGUCCAGAAAGAUACACAGGCGAUCCGUUCGUACGCUGUCAGCCCAUGAUCGAGCCUCCAGUACAAAUGACCCCCAGCAACCCUUGCCAACCGUCUCCUUGCGGACCAAAUGCACAGUGCCGCGCAGUGGGUGAUUCGCCAUCUUGCACUUGCAUAGAGGGUAUGAUAGGCGCACCACCCAAUUGCCGCCCGGAAUGCAUCAGCAACUCCGAUUGCUCAAACAAUUUAGCAUGCAUACGACAAAAGUGUCAAGAUCCUUGUCCUGGCGCGUGUGGAGCCAACGCGGAAUGUAGGGUUGUCAGCCAUACUCCGAUGUGCAUUUGUGCCGUUGGAUAUAUUGGCGAUCCUUUCACUCAGUGCGUACCUUUCCAACAAGAUACGCCCAAGGACCAGACGACGCCUUGCCUCCCCAACCCAUGCGGAGCCAACGCUCAAUGUAGGGAACAAAACGGUGCUGGAGCAUGCACAUGUAUUGAGGAUCAUUUUGGAAACCCUUACGAAGGAUGCCGUCCAGAGUGUGUGCUCAAUUCGGACUGCCCGUCGAACAGGGCUUGCGUUAGGAACAAAUGUCAAGACCCUUGCCCAGGAACCUGUGGUCAGAAUGCUGACUGCCAGGUCGUCAAUCACCUGCCCUCUUGUACCUGUUCCCCCGGAUACGAAGGAGAUCCGUUCCGAUAUUGUAACAUUCAACAAAGAGAACCGGUACAAGAGUAUGUCAAUCCUUGCCAACCGAGUCCCUGUGGUCCCAACAGUCAAUGCCGAGAGGUUAACGGACAGGCCGUUUGCUCGUGUCUGCCCACUUAUGUUGGUUCUCCUCCGGGAUGUCGCCCAGAGUGUGUGGUGAGCUCGGAAUGCGCCCUGGAUAAGGCUUGUGUCAACCAGAAGUGCGUUGAUCCGUGCCCUGGAACGUGCGGAACCAAUGCUAGGUGCAACGUCAAUAACCACAGCCCCAUUUGCUCAUGUCAAUCAGGAUUCACUGGUGAUCCGUUCACGAGAUGCUACCCCAUACCACCUCCGGUACAAGAUACUCCGAUCGUUGUAAGGAACCCGUGCGUUCCUUCUCCGUGCGGUCCAAACUCACAGUGCCGUGAUGUAAACGGCUCUCCUUCGUGUUCAUGUCUGAUCAACUACAUUGGAUCUCCGCCUAAUUGUCGCCCAGAGUGUACAAUUAACGCGGAAUGUCCAAGCAAUCAGGCGUGCAUGAACGAGAAGUGUCGGGACCCUUGUCCGGGAUCGUGUGGCAUCAAUGCAAGAUGCAAUGUGAUCAACCAUACUCCCAUUUGUACAUGCGAGGAGGGAUACACUGGAGAUCCUUUCACAAGCUGUCGACCCAUGCCACCACCACCGCCUGAGCCCGUCAAUGAUGAUCCGUGCAAUCCUUCGCCCUGCGGGGCUAAUGCGCAAUGCCAGAACGGUAUUUGCACAUGUUUGCCAGAGUACCAGGGCGAUCCGUACCGAGGCUGCAGGCCAGAGUGCGUCUUGAACUCGGACUGCGCUCGGGAUAGGGCCUGUAUUCGUAGCAAAUGUGUAGAUCCUUGUCCGGGCACGUGCGGUCAAGAUGCACUGUGCGAGGUGAUCAAUCACAUUCCGAUGUGCCGUUGUCCGGAUGGAAUGGCCGGAAAUGCAUUCGUGCAGUGUCGACCGCAGCAAGCACCGAUUGUGACGAACCCAUGCAGUCCAUCGCCUUGCGGUCCUAAUAGCCAGUGUCGCGAAAUCAAUGGACAAGCCGUCUGCUCUUGUGUUCCGGGAUACAUUGGAAGCCCUCCGACGUGUCGUCCGGAGUGUGUUGUGAGCGCUGAAUGUCCUCAGAAUCAAGCGUGUACCAACCAGAAAUGUAGGGAUCCAUGCCCUGGAACAUGUGGAGUAGGGGCCAGGUGCUCGGUUGUGAAUCACAAUCCAAUUUGCAGCUGUCCAGAAAGAUACACAGGCGAUCCGUUCGUACGCUGUCAGCCCAUGAUCGAGCCUCCAGUACAAAUGACCCCCAGCAACCCUUGCCAACCGUCUCCUUGCGGACCAAAUGCACAGUGCCGCGCAGUGGGUGAUUCGCCAUCUUGCACUUGCAUAGAGGGUAUGAUAGGCGCACCACCCAAUUGCCGCCCGGAAUGCAUCAGCAACUCCGAUUGCUCAAACAAUUUAGCAUGCAUACGACAAAAGUGUCAAGAUCCUUGUCCUGGCGCGUGUGGAGCCAACGCGGAAUGUAGGGUUGUCAGCCAUACUCCGAUGUGCAUUUGUGCCGUUGGAUAUACUGGCGAUCCUUUCACUCAGUGCGUACCUUUCCAACAAGAUACGCCCAAGGACCAGACGACGCCUUGCCUCCCCAACCCAUGCGGAGCCAACGCUCAAUGUAGGGAACAAAACGGUGCUGGAGCAUGCACAUGUAUUGAGGAUCAUUUUGGAAACCCUUACGAAGGAUGCCGUCCAGAGUGUGUGCUCAAUUCGGACUGCCCGUCGAACAGGGCUUGCGUUAGGAACAAAUGUCAAGACCCUUGCCCAGGAACCUGUGGUCAGAAUGCUGACUGCCAGGUCGUCAAUCACCUGCCCUCUUGUACCUGUUUCCCCGGAUACGAAGGAGAUCCGUUCCGAUAUUGUAACAUUCAACAAAGAGAACCGGUACAAGAGUAUGUCAAUCCUUGCCAACCGAGUCCCUGUGGUCCCAACAGUCAAUGCCGAGAGGUUAACGGACAGGCCGUUUGCUCGUGUCUGCCCACUUAUGUUGGUUCUCCUCCGGGAUGUCGCCCAGAGUGUGUGGUGAGCUCGGAAUGCGCCCUGGAUAAGGCUUGUGUCAACCAGAAGUGCGUUGAUCCGUGCCCUGGAACGUGCGGAACCAAUGCUAGGUGCAACGUCAAUAACCACAGCCCCAUUUGCUCAUGUCAAUCAGGAUUCACUGGUGAUCCGUUCACGAGAUGCUACCCCAUACCACCUCCGGUACAAGAUACUCCGAUCGUUGUAAGGAACCCGUGCGUUCCUUCUCCGUGCGGUCCAAACUCACAGUGCCGUGAUGUAAACGGCUCUCCUUCGUGUUCAUGUCUGAUCAACUACAUUGGAUCUCCGCCUAAUUGUCGCCCAGAGUGUACAAUUAACGCGGAAUGUCCAAGCAAUCAGGCGUGCAUGAACGAGAAGUGUCGGGACCCUUGUCCGGGAUCGUGUGGCAUCAAUGCAAGAUGCAAUGUGAUCAACCAUACUCCCAUUUGUACAUGCGAGGAGGGAUACACUGGAGAUCCUUUCACAAGCUGUCGACCCAUGCCACCACCACCGCCUGAGCCCGUCAAUGAUGAUCCGUGCAAUCCUUCGCCCUGCGGGGCUAAUGCGCAAUGCCAGAACGGUAUUUGCACAUGUUUGCCAGAGUACCAGGGCGAUCCGUACCGAGGCUGCAGGCCAGAGUGCGUCUUGAACUCGGACUGCGCUCGGGAUAGGGCCUGUAUUCGUAGCAAAUGUGUAGAUCCUUGUCCGGGCACGUGCGGUCAAGAUGCACUGUGCGAGGUGAUCAAUCACAUUCCGAUGUGCCGUUGUCCGGAUGGAAUGGCCGGAAAUGCAUUCGUGCAGUGUCGACCGCAGCAAGCACCGGUUGUGACGAACCCAUGCAGUCCAUCGCCUUGCGGUCCUAAUAGCCAGUGUCGCGAAAUCAAUGGACAAGCCGUCUGCUCUUGUUUAUCCGGCUAUUUCGGAAGCCCACCCAUGUGCCGUCCGGAAUGCACUGGUAACUCCGAAUGUUUGCUUUCGCUUGCGUGUAUCAAUUUCAAGUGUGCGGAUCCAUGUCCUGGUAGCUGUGGAUUUGCUGCGCGCUGUACAACGGUCAACCACAACCCCAUAUGUACUUGUCCUCCAAAAAUGACCGGCGAUCCGUUCACAAGAUGUUAUGAAAUCGCUGAAAAAUCUCCGCCUCUGAACAUACCCGCCGAUCCAUGCCAACCGUCUCCCUGCGGUCCCAAUGCUCUUUGUGCGAAUAACAACGGUGUACCAUCGUGUAGCUGCCAGCCAGAAAUGGUUGGCUCUCCGCCAAAUUGUCGCCCAGAGUGCACUAGCCACUCGGACUGUUCACGUGUCCAGGCAUGUUCCAAACAAAAAUGUGUUGAUCCGUGUCUGAACGCGUGUGGUUCCGAUGCCAGAUGCCACGUUUCAUUGCAUGUAGCAAACUGUUUCUGUCCGGACGGAUACGAAGGGGACCCGUUCCGCGCAUGUACAUUAAAAAUUACCACGCCGCCGCCACAGGCUGAACCGAGAGAUCCAUGCUAUCCAUCUCCGUGCGGUGUUAAUGCACGUUGCCGACCGGCAAAUGGCGAAACAGCGAUUUGUGAAUGCAUUGAAAACUACUUCGGAAACCCGUACGAAUCUUGUCGACCGGAGUGCGUUGCCAAUGGAGACUGUCAAAAGUCCUUGGCUUGCAUUAACAAUCGCUGCAAGGAUCCAUGCCCUGGCGUAUGUGGCAAGAAUGCAGAAUGUGCCGUAGUUAACCACACUCCCGUCUGCUCGUGUCCCGAUGGAAUGAAGGGCAACGCGUUUGAGCAAUGUUUGCGCGAGGAAGUCACUCCACCGCCAUCAGACCCAUGCUAUCCAUCGCCCUGUGGCCAGAACACGGUGUGCCGUGUAUUCAACGGUAAUGCUGUUUGCGAAUGCUUGCCCGAGUUCAAGGGAAGUCCGUUCGGCCGGGGCUGUUACCCCGAGUGCGUGAUUAACAGCGACUGUCCGAGGGACAGAACGUGCGUCAACAAAAAAUGCGUCGAUCCCUGUCCAGGCGUGUGUGGUUACCGAGCCGAAUGCCACGCGAUCAACAACAGUCCGGUCUGCUCGUGCCCAAGGGACAUGAUCGGUGAUCCGUUCGUCGAGUGCAAGGUUGCACCGCCAAAGGAUCCGUGUAACCCGUCGCCCUGCCGUACCAACGGUAUUUGCCGCGUGGUUGCUGAUCGUGCAGAAUGCCAGUAUCCGGAAUGUAUCAUCAACUCCGACUGUUCCACCAAUCGAGCAUGCUACAAUCAACGGUGCCAGGAUCCUUGCGUCGGUGCAUGUGGUAUCAAUGCGCUGUGUAGUGUAAUCAAUCACUCGCCGGUAUGUUCGUGUCCGGCUCGCCAUGCUGGUUCGCCGUUCGUGCAGUGCGUACCGCAACGCGACGAGCCGCAGCAGCCACAGCCGGAAUGCACUAGCGACGGCCAGUGUACCAAUGACAAAGCGUGCAUCGGUGGACAGUGCCAGAAUCCUUGCACGGUCAGCACAGGACUUUGCACCCAGAACGCCGAGUGUCGCGUGCAGUUCCAUCGUGCGAUUUGCGCUUGCCGCGAAGGGUACACGGGCAAUGCGCAGCUAGCCUGCUACGAGAUCGGAUGCCGCAGCGAUAGCGACUGUCCAGCAACGGAGGCGUGCGUGAACAAGAACUGUAUCGAUCCGUGCCGUCACACACAGUGCGGCCGCAAUGCGUACUGCAAGUCGGACUACAAUCACAAUGCCCGCUGCCACUGCAUGGAUGGAUAUCGGGGCAAUCCUUUGGUCGGUUGCACCAGGCCAGAGUGCACCAGCAACGACGAGUGCCCGUACCACCAGUCAUGCCAGAAUGAGCAGUGCCGUGACCCGUGCAACUGUGCCCCGAACGCACAGUGCAGGGUGGACAACCAUCAGGCCAACUGCCGCUGCCCACCAGGAUACACGGGCGAUCCGCUGUUUUCGUGUGAAAAGAUUCCGGUUCGUGACCCUGCCCAAUGUACGAUGGACGCAGACUGUCCGAGUAAACUGGCAUGCUUCGAAGGCGUGUGCAAGAACCCGUGCACGGAAACGAAACCGUGCGCAGAGCAUGCGGUUUGCACGGUGCAGGACACGCUGCCGCUCCGAACCAUGUACUGCGUCUGCGAGGAAGGUUACGCGGGCGAUGCGGAAAGACAGUGCUUGCCAGUAUCGAAAGAUGAGCCGGGAUGCUACAGUGACGUCGAGUGUGCGCCGACCGAAUCUUGCAGAGCACGAGUUUGUGUGGACGUAUGCAGCGACUACAAUCCUUGCGCAUCGAGCGCGGAAUGCUUGGCGCAAAGCCAUAAGGCCAUCUGCUCCUGCCCUGUCGGUACGGUGGGAGAUCCGUUCCAGAACUGCUACAAGCCGCCGGUUGUGUCGCCCGAAUGUGUCGUCGAUGCCGAUUGCUCAUCGAGCAUGGCAUGCGUCAACGAACGGUGCCAGGAUCCGUGCGCCGGCAGCAAUCCGUGCGGAGGCAACGCAGAGUGUCGUGCCGUCUAUCACCGACCGCACUGCACCUGUCCCAUCGGAUGGGGUGGAGAUCCAAAGACGCAAUGUUACAAGCCGGAAUGUAAGAUCGACGCGGAGUGUCCGUUCGAUAAGGCAUGUUUCAACGAGAAGUGCAUCAGUCCGUGCACGUACGGUGCUACUCAGUGCGGCCGUGGGGCUGACUGUGUGGCCCAAAGCCACCGGGCAGUGUGCAUUUGUCCGCCGGGCACGCAGGGCAAUCCGUUCGUAUCGUGCGUCACGGGAAUGUGUCAGUACAACGAGGAUUGUGCCGAGCACGAGGCGUGCGACCGUUUGAACCGCGUCUGCCGCCCGGUGUGCGACGACGAAACGUGCGCUCGUACCGCCACUUGUGUGGCCAGGAAUCAUCAAGCGAGCUGCGAGUGUGCCCCGGGAAUGCGGGGCAAUCCGUACGUCGAGUGCAUGCGCGAUGUGCCGGAGCCGGAGUGCCGCAUGGACAGUGAGUGCGGUUCGCAGCAGGCCUGCAUACGCAACAGAUGCGUAAACCCCUGCACGGAGCUAACGCCGUGCGCGAGCCAGCAGAAGUGCAGCGUAAUAGACACGCUGCCGCUGCGCACCAUCAUCUGCGCCUGUCAGACGGACAUGCUGAUGGAUCGGUCCGGAAGCUGCAAGCCGAUCGUCAUUGAGGAGUGUCGCUUGGAUAGCGAUUGUGCCGAUACGGACCGCUGCCUGCGCGGACAGUGCGUCGAGGCGUGCAAGGCCGAUCCGUGCGGCAUCAAUGCGCAGUGUGCUUCCGCGAACCAUCGGGCGCAGUGUACCUGUUCGCCGGGUUAUGUAGGAAAUGCGCACAUCGAGUGUCUGCCGGAACCGCGCGUUACAUCGCCGAAAGAGUGUGCCGCGGAUGACGAUUGUUCGGACGAUCGGGCGUGUUUCAACGAUCGCUGCGUGAACCCGUGCGUAAGUGAUGCUUGCGGACGGGGCGCGCUGUGCCGCACCAGCAACCACAAGGCGGUGUGCAACUGUCCAAGUGGAUAUACGAUGGACGGCAAUGGUAACUGUAUACCACCGGCCGGCGAUCUACCACGCUGUCGUUCGAACUCGGACUGUACGCGAAGCGAAACGUGCGUUAACGAGAUAUGCGCCAAUCCGUGCAACUGCGGCCAGAAUGCGGACUGCUUCGUGAAGGACCACUACCCGGUGUGCAGCUGCCGUCCGGGAUAUUCGGGCAACGCGCAAACCGGUUGCUUUAAGCUGGAGUGCCAGGCGAACAGCGAUUGCACCAACGACAAGCAGUGCACGAACGGUGCGUGCGUCGAUCCCUGCCUGUAUCAGAAUCCUUGCGCACUGAACGCGGAAUGCUACGGCGAUCGUCAUCGAGCGGCCUGCCGCUGCCUGCCUGGACUGGAGGGUAAUCCCUUCGAGCGGUGUCGCCGAGUGGAAUGUCACUACGAUGGUGAGUGCGCGAAAACGCUCGCCUGCCAGCAGGAGCAGUGCGUGGAUCCGUGUGCCAAUUCACCGUGCGCCCAGAAUGCGCAAUGCUUCGUGAGCAACCACCAGGCGCAGUGCAAGUGCCCUGAGCAGAUGCCGGAGGGCAAUCCGUACUCGUUCUGCAGACCACGUGCCGUGGAACGCGAGGAGUGCCGUGUGGAUGGCGACUGUCCGAGCCGCAUGGCGUGCAUCGGAAACCGUUGCCUCAACCCGUGCAACGAGCUGCGCCCAUGUGCCGCGUCCGCGCUAUGUACGGUGCAGGACUCGGUGCCAGUGCGCACGAUGGUGUGCGAAUGUCCACCACUGCACGUGCCAGACAGUGCUGGAGAAUGUAGGCGCAUUGUACUGCAGACACCGGUAGGUGUGUGUACGACGGAUUCGGAGUGCUCCGAGCAGGAGGCUUGCAUCAACCGACAGUGUCGCGAUCCGUGCAGCUGCGGAUCGAAUGCGAUCUGCACGAUUAAGAACCAUCGGGCGGUGUGCUCGUGCGAGGACGGCUACGAGGGCAAUCCCAACGUGGCCUGCCGUGCGAUUGGAUGCCGCGUUGAUUCGGAGUGCGAAACCAGCAAGGCGUGCGUGAACGGCAACUGCGUCAACCCGUGUCUCGACCACAACCCGUGCGGUAUCGGGGCGGAAUGCUUCGGGCGGGCGAAUCGGGCCGAAUGUCGCUGUUUGAGCGGCUACCGGGGCAACCCACUGGUGCAGUGCAAUGUGGUCGAGUGCCGCAGCAACAACGACUGCCCGGACGACAAGCAGUGCCGCAACGCGCAGUGCGUCAAUCCGUGCAUCUACGAGAACUCGUGCUCGCCGCGGGCCGAAUGCCGCGCACAGAACCAUCUGGUCGUCUGCCGCUGUCCGGUUGGGCUGGUAGGCAAUCCGUACGUCGACUGCCGGCCGGAAGUGGUGCCAGAGUGCCAGUAUGACACCGACUGCCCGGGCCAUCUGGCCUGCAUCGACAACAAAUGCAUGGAACCGUGCAGUGCGCUAACGCCCUGCAAUCAGCCGGCCCGCUGCGAGGUGGUACCAUCUUCACCGGUGCGCACAAUGCUGUGCACCUGUCCGGACGGCUACGUAAGCAGCGGUAGCGGUACUUGCAAGCCGGUUGUGAAGGCGGGCUGCAUCUCCGACUCGGACUGCUCGAGCGACACGGCCUGCAUCAACAGCAUCUGCCGCGACCCGUGCAACUGUGGCCCGAACGCGGAGUGUCGCGUGAAAGACCACAAACCGGUCUGCUCGUGCGCCCAGGGCUACGAUGGUGAUCCGGAGACGCAGUGCAUCAAGAUCGAGUGCCGAUCCGAUAGCGACUGCUCGGGGCAGCACACGUGCUACAACCGACAGUGCGUACCGGCCUGCUCGAUGGAAAGCUGCGGCACGCAGGCGGAGUGUAUCGGCGUGAACCAUCGUGCCGUGUGUGAGUGUGUGCCGGGCUACGAGGGCAAUCCGAAGGUGGCAUGCAAACUGAUCGGCUGCCGCCGGGAUUCGGACUGCCCGCUGGACAAGGCGUGCAUCAACGGCCAGUGCGGUAAUCCGUGCGAGCUGCAGGCAGUGUGCGCCCAGAACGAGCAGUGCCAGGUGUACCAGCAUCGGCCGGAGUGUGCUUGCCCGCCACCGUUCGAAAACGACCCGUUGCAGGGUUGCGUGCUGCGCGACGAUCGCUGCAUGACGGACGGUGAGUGUCCAUCGCAGACGGCGUGCAUACAGGGCGAAUGCGUUAACCCGUGCAACGUGACGGAACCGUGCGGCGUGAACUCGAACUGCAAGGUGCUGGACACGCUGCCGGUGCGCACGAUGAUAUGCGAAUGUCUGCCAGGAUACCAGGGCAAUGCGGCGAUACAGUGCGACAAGAUGGCGCUAUGUCCUACAGACCGUGGGUUCGUGCGUAACUCGAACGGGGAAUGUGUUUGCCCGCCAGGGUACGGACUCUCGCUGUACGACGACUGUCAGCCGUGUCGCGAAGAGGAUGGACUCAAGGUGGACGAGACGGGCCGGUGCGUUUGUGCGCUGGAGCGAGGGCUCAUCAUCGACGAGCGUGGUCGCUGUAUCUGUCCAAUCGAGUACGGCUACCGGUUGACCAGCCGGGGCGAAUGCGUACGCAGUGAGAAGCCCGAAUGUGAACGGGACGAACACUGCGCCGAUUGGCGGUACUGUAAUCUUGAGUCCAAGACGUGCGAUGAUCCUUGCCAGCGGAAGAUCUGCGGUACCAAUGCGCUGUGCAAUGCCACGAACCAUCAAGCAGUGUGUCAGUGCAUUACGGGAUACACUGGCAAUCCAGAGGAACAUUGCAAUCAAACAACCAACUUCCGCACAGACUUCCCGCAGCCCGAGAUGGUAGUGACCUGCCAAGCUGACGGUGUGCAAGUCGUCAUCGAUCUGGCCGAAUCGAACUUCAACGGUGUGCUGUACGUGAAGGGCCACAGCAAGGACGAGGAGUGUCGGCGGGUCGUGAACUUGGCCGGCGACACCUCUUCGGCGCGCACACAGAUAUUCAAGGUACACUUCGGCAGCUGUGGGCUGAUACAUGUCAAUGGCAUCGCGAGCUUUGUCUUGGUCAUCCAGAAGCACCCGAAGCUGGUGACGUACAAGGCACAGGCGUACCACAUCAAGUGUGUCUAUCAAACGGGCGAACAGAACGUUACGCUAGGCUUCAACGUGCAGAUGCUGACGACGGCCGGAACGAUCGCAAACACCGGGCCGCCGCCUACCUGUGCCAUGCGCAUAGUCGCGUUCAAUGGCGAGGAAAUCAAUUCGGCUGAAAUCGGUGACAACUUGCGACUGCAGGUGGAGGUACAGCCAGCAACUAUCUACGGUGGAUUUGCACGCAGUUGCGUAGCCAAGACGAUGGAGGAAAGUGUCGAAAACGAAUACAUCGUCACGGACGAGGACGGCUGUGCGACAGACCCCUCGAUCUUUGGCGAUUGGGAGUACAACGCGGAAACGAACAGCCUGCUGGCGAGCUUCAACGCGUUUAAGUUCCCUUCGAGCGAUAACAUCCGCUUCCAGUGUAACAUUCGGGUCUGCUUCGGCAAGUGCCAACCGGUCAACUGCCAUGGCGCGAAUGCGUACGGUAAGCGCCGUCGACGCCGUGAAGCGCUUGGCAUCGAUAUGAUGAGUACGAUCGAGGUGGUGUACAACCGUACCAAGCGGGCCGCUGACGAUACGGCACUUGCCACGGACGACUCGCUCGGCAUGGAAGGCACCCUGCGGGAGGAAAUUACGAUCCAGUCCAACGCGAUUCUUACGCUAGAGAAGCGCGAAGAACGAUCGUACGACUCGAACAACAUCACACCAGCGGCACAGCGUGUGGAGGACAUUUGUGUAUCGAUGAUUGGGUUGAUAUUGGCGCUGGUGAUUACUGCACUGUUGGCCUUGGUGGCCGUUGCAGUGGCCGUGUCCUGCUGGCUGAUGGCGUAUCGACGACGACCAACAAUCACUGGACCGCUGCCCCACCCGCCCGAAUUCCCCAAUCCACUCUUUGCGCACCAUGAGCCGUCGGAACCGUCGCAUCAUGAUUUCAUGGGAUAGAUCUAGCAAAUCGCGCAAAAAAAAACUAUCACGAAACAAAACACACAAA